Molecule: messenger RNA, 67176 nt
Organism: Exaiptasia diaphana
Lineage: Eukaryota; Metazoa; Cnidaria; Anthozoa; Actiniaria; Aiptasiidae
Exons: 73
Coding region: 318-66611 (22097 amino acids)
Biological process (GO): cell communication
Cellular component (GO): membrane
Source: RefSeq, a predicted model, not a curated record
UUAGUGAUGAACCAGCCUUAGUGAUAACCCAGGCUUAGUGAUAAUCCAGGCACAGGCCUAGUAUGAUAACCCAGACUUAGUAUGAUAUCCCAGGCUUAGUGAUGAACCAGCCUUAGUGAUAACCCAGGCUUAGUGAUAAUCCAGGCACAGGCCUAGUAUGAUAACCCAGACUUAGUGAUGAACCAGGCUUAGAUAACCCAGGCUUAGUGAUAAUCCAGGCUUUAGUGAUGAGCCAGGCUUUACAGUGCUUGACGUCCUAUUUAAUAGCAGUUUUUUAUUAAGCCCCACUUGCUGUUCCUAAUGACCAGUUUUUUAAUAUGAAAUAUAAUCUGACUCAGCGACUUAAUGUCAGUGCAUUCUYGAAACUCCUUCUUGAAUCUUUAUUUUAUCAAAUAGUUAAUGAGGUACAAAAGCUUCAAACAUCUAGCUUAACGGCUUCAAGUCAGUUACCUAGUAAAUGUUGGCGAAGUGGGUACUACUAUACAUGURGAUGGAACAACAGAAGGUGUUACAGAAGUGGCUGGUACUACACUUGCUAUCUCAAUUCCCCAUCUACUGGUGUUCUUAACUAUCAAAGUAACAGAGGUGGGUGGGUUCCAAGUAGMAGCCAACAGUCAGAGUUUCUGCAGGUGACACUUUCAGGCCUGUAUUAUGUGACAGCUGUUGCUACUCAAGGGCGAUAUGGAGGAAGUGAGUUUGUUACUACAUAUAACUUGAAGUUCAUGGAUGGCUACAGACAAGAAUUGGGAUUUCAAUACUACAAGGAGGAUGCAGAAGUAAGAGUAUUCRUUGGUAAUCAAGAURCCAACACCGCAAAGAAGAAUUCCCUUGUUUACCCAAUUUAUACAAAGUGGGUCCAGUUUCACCCACUCACCUGGGUUUCUGGGAUUGCAUUAAGGGUUGCCGUGUAUGGAUUUGGAGAUGCUUCCUCAAGUCCACAUGGCUGUUCUUCAACACUAAUACAAGGACAUGUCCCAGAAACAGGUGGUCCUGGUACUGUGUAUAUCAGUGGUCAGGAAAACAAUGUGCGCUCAAAGGUUAUCCAUAUUAAUAACCAUGGAAAAAGACCAAGGAUCAGUUCAUCAUCAGACUUUAACACAUUCAAGCAAACAGGUGCUGCAGCAUGGGUGCCUCUUAUUUCUACGGACCUCAACCAAAUAGCUUUAUCUGGAGGUUCUCAUGCUGUUUUGACAGGCCAGGGAGUGCAUGCUAAGGUCAACAAGGUAACCGAUGACGGUUCAGGCAAAUUGUAUGUCGCCUCUUCUAUAGGUAUAAAGGAACAAUUGUCUCCAUGCACAAAGGUUUUCAAAGAUGGAAACAUUAACAUAACAGGUGGAUCACCAAAUGUCACUUUAGAUCGCGACAUAGAUGUAUAUGGCAGUUUCUCUUUUGUUGGUAGUCCCAAUGUCUACAUAGGACAACACAAGGGAACCUUUACCAUUCAUUCAGGAGAUUCACCAAGGACAAUAGAACUGCAGAACUUAUUAAUUGCACCAUCAGCGGGAUUUCAGCUAUUAAAUUACAAUCCAAGUUCUCCUUCAAGCUGCCUAUGGAACUUACAUUUGAUGACUUCUUCAGGCUUGCUAUCGUUAGGGAACGCCGCUCGAUUUCGUGUUGAUUGUUCGCUUAAUACCACAGGUACUGCAUUGGUUGUCGGGCCAAGUUCUGAUUUUUCAGUGGUUCAGAGCUCUAAUCAAACAAAUCUGGAAUUUAGUCGUCUGGACAUUAAAGGAAAGGCUAAAAUAUUUGGAAGUGUCAUGUCCACGGUUGUCGCUCGAUCUGUGCUUAUAGAAGGAACAUUCAAUGUCUCUAAAUUAAGUAUAGCGUCUGGGUGGACGAGUCUGGUAGUUCGAAGUACUGGUACUUUUGAAUUGAGUCCUAUUGGAUGGUUUGCCUUGGAUCACUUUGAAGUUAGUGGAACGUUUACAGCCGGGAAUCCAAUAAAGAUAAGAGGAUUAUCGCAACAAAACCUACCAGAAGUGUUGGUAACACAAGGGGGGCUGCUGAAAAUACUUUCCAAGAACCCAGACACUAUUCUUUGUGAUCGUGCAGUCUUCAACGAUUCUGAUUUAUCACACAGUGAAACAUCGCAGCUUUACACCAAUAAAAUUACGGUUUAUGGCAGUUGGGUUUCGAACAAAGUCUCAAUCAAGUCAGGACUUCAAUCACUCACAGUGCAUGAGACAGGACGAUUUCAAUUUGAACCUGUAGACUGGGUUUCAGUCGAUUAUUUUGACGUCAGAGGAGAGUUUAAAGCUUUAAAUUCUAUUAAAAUGAAAGGCCGCAACAAACCAAAAACGAUUGUGAGCGUCGCAGCACGAGGUAAGAUUGACGUCCAAACAAAAUUGUCAUCUUCUGCAUGUAAUGGCAGUGGUAUGCUAUCAGCAAGUGACUUGAUUGUAAAUGCAACGUCCAUUAUGCGAGCUGAACAAGUUACCAUUAGCGGAGUGUUCCAGACGUCAAAAAUGACAAUACAGCCUGGCUGGAACUAUCUCGAUAUAAAGAAUACAGGCAGUUUUCAGUUUGAUCCUGUUGAUGCCUAUUCGUUUGAUAAUGUCAUCGUCAACGGUACUUUACGCGCAUUAGAUGCCAUUAGAAUUAAGGGAUUGACUAGUAGUAAAGUCAGAACCCUUCUAAUUGGAAAGUAUGGUAAGGUUUAUUUAGAAACCAAGACAACCGAUAGUAUAUUGUGUGAUAAGAUCAAAUUCCAGGAACGUGAUAUCACUAAAAGUGGAGCGUCUUCUGUUCAGGCUGAUCUUGUAACCAUUUCAGGAAGCUGGAAUGCAAAGAUGCUUUCGAUUAGUCCCGGAUGGGCAGCACUUAAUGUAUCACAGACGGGAUCGUUCCAGUUUCAUCCUAUAGACUGGUUUUCGUUUGAUGAUCUUCACGUGAAUGGCACCUUCAAGGCUUUAAGGAGCAUCAAGAUGAAAGGAUUCUCACAAGCUAAAAUAGCAUCCUUGACUGUUGGGCCACAUGGUUCCGUUACGGUUUCAACCGAUUCGAAACUGGUGUUAUGCAACAAUGGCAACUCGUACUCUGAAAUCAUAGUUAAUGAGACAUCCAUUGUUCGAGCUGACACAGUUUUUAUUUCUGGGGACGUUUCUUUCCAAAAGCUCACAAGUCUUCCAGGCUGGGGAAAAUUCACUUUGAGGGAGUCAUCCUCAUUCCAAGUAGAUCCAGUAGGUUGGUUUAUGUUCAAUGGAAUGACUAUUGAUGGGAGGUUUAUUACUUAUAACUCAAUAAAAAUGAAAGGGAGGAACCAAGAAAAGAUUACCAGAAUUUCAGUCGGCAAGUAUGGCUACGUCAGUAUUCAGCCACAGGCACUGGAUAAAGUGAUAUGCGAUCAAACAAACUUUUCAUCAGUUGACUUUAUUUCAAGCGGCAUAUCUUUGGUCAAGGCUUCGUCCGUUAGCAUAGCGGGUACAUGGUUGACAAAGAAGCUGUCUAUUGCACCAGGCUGGAGUGCUCUAUCCAUUCAAAAGACGGGCAAGUUUGAGUUUCACCCAAUAGACUGGUUUUCUCUUGAUAAUAUAUACACCGACGGUAUCUUUCAUGCUUUGGACUCGAUUAAAAUGAAGGGACUGUCAAGUGUCAAGAUAUCAAGUAUUUACGUUGGAAAGACGGGCAGAGUUACCAUAGACACAAAAGCAAGUACCGCUUCAUCGUGCACAGGAACUGGAAUUCAGCAAUCAUCGGGUUUGAUUGUAAAAGGAAUAUCUUUACUUCGUGCAGAUAGAGUAACAGUUGCCGGAAGUUUUAUUGUCAAAAAACUGACUACUCUUCCAGGAUGGGGUGACUUUGCACUGCAAGACUGGGCGACUUUCCAAUUUGAUCCAGUUGACAUGUUUUACUUUAACAACAUUGUUAUACACGGAAGCUUUAAAUCGCUAAAUGCCAUUAAGAUACAAGGUACAUCUCAGCUUAAAGUUAACCUCAUAAAUGUUGGUAAAAAUGGAGCUGUUCAGAUUUUACAUCAGGCACCCGAUAUCGAUUUGUGUGACCGACAUAAUUUCUCAACGCUUGACUUUGUUAGAAGUGGAAUUUCGAGUGUUCGGUCAAGGCAAGUUAAUAUUGAAGGGACUUGGACAUCCAGAAAAUUAUCAAUUAAUCCAGGAUGGAGCUCUCUGGUUAUUCAAAAAUCUGGCAAAUUUGAGUUUGAUCCCAUCGAUUGGUUUUCGUUUGAUAGUGUACAAGUUGAUGGUAGUUUUCACUCAUUGAAUUCACUGAAAAUGAAGGGACUUACUGGAGUCAAAAUAUCGAGUCUCUCAAUAGGUGCUUUUGGUAGCUUCUUAGUUGAUACUAAAUCAAGCACGGCAAUAUCUUGCACAGGAGCAGGUCUGCCUUCACCAGGUGACUUGAUAAUAAAUGGAACAUCUUUGAUUCGUGCAAACAAAGUGACAAUCGGUGGUAGAUUAAUUUUGAAGAAGUUAUCAAUUCUUCCAGGUUGGGGCAAUUUGACAAUUCAAAGGAAAGCUAUCUUUCAGUUUCAACCUGUGGAUUGGUUUGAAUUCAACAAUAUUGCCCUCCACGGAAGUUUAAAAGCGUUGAAUUCUAUCAAAAUGAGAGGGACAUCACAGCCUAAAAUACAGACCAUUACAAUUGACCAGUAUGGAAUUCUUCAGAUACAGUCACUGGCGUCUGGUCACGGUAUCUAUGACUGUUUAAACUUUACAUCAAAUGAAUGCGUAGACCGUGGGAUAUCUUUGGUUAAAGCAACACGGGUAUCAAUUGCAGGACAAUGGCUAUCACCUAAACUAGCCAUCAAUCCCGGAUGGGAAAGUCUCACCAUUGGAAAAACCGGUCGCUUUCAGUUUGAUCCUGUCAAUUGGUAUUCUUUUGACAAUGUCAAUGUUGAAGGAAAUCUACGAUCAAUGAAUUCAAUUAGAAUCAAAGGCUAUUCUCGUGUAAAAGUACUCAGCAUAUCAGUUGCAGAUAAAGCCGUUGUGAAUAUCGAAUCCAAGGUUCCUUAUAAACUGAUUUGUGAUCGUCUGAAUUUCUCUAAGGUUGAACUCAUUGACAAUGGAAUAUCAUUAGUACAAGCUCACAAAGUUGUUAUUGCCGGAACGUGGCAAGUCAAUAAGCUGGCAAUUCGACCAGGGUGGGAAUCUUUAACAGUACAGCAAUCUGGAAAUUUCCAAUUUGAACCUGUUGACUGGUUUUCUUUUGAUAAUGUGGCUGUAGAUGGAAAGUUGACGGUGCUUGACUCGGUGAAAAUGAAGGGUGUUACUAAUGCUAAAGUGGCCAGUAUUAGUGUUGGUGUCAAAGGUACUGUAGAUAUAGCUACAAAGCCAAACAGUGCCUCAGGUUGUGUCGGGACUUCACAAAACGCAAGUGUGAUUGUCAAUGGAAUAUCUAUUGUUAAAGCUGUUCAAGUUUCCAUAGCUGGUAAAUGGACGAUUAAGAAACUUACUAUCAAACCUGGAAUGACAUCCCUGACAGUGGCAGUGACAGGAAAAAUGGAACUUAACCCAGUCGAUUGGUAUAACAUUGAUAAAAUACUAGUCAAUGGAAACCUGGAGGUUUUAAAUGAAAUUCUAAUCAAAGGACUAUCAAAAAAUAAAACUUCCACCAUUGAUGUUGGUUCAAAAGGCAGAGUGAACAUUCCUUCAAAACAUCUAAGCAUAAUUCUAUGCGAUCGAGUUUCCAAUUAUGGUUAUAUACAAAUUGGAUAUCUUAGCAUAGGCAGUGGAUGGCAGUAUUUAGGCGUUCUCGGAAAAAAUGGUAUACUAAUAUUCAAUACGGACGACCCGAUGCCUAUUACAUCAACCCAAGUGAGUGGUUCUGUGACAACGACGUCUCCCUUGGGGCCGUCAGAUCCAAUUUCUGGACAUCAAUUUGUUGUGGAACAACCUGGUCGUGUUUUAAUAAAUCACCAAGGUCCUCCUAUGGGCUCUGGCAAGGGAGCUCUCAACACCACAAUCCUUAUGUCUGGCAAAUUCCAAAUUGAAGGGGUUUUCAAGGCAGGCUCACUGUAUGUAAACGCGUUCGAUGUUAUUGUGGGUACAUCAGGUACUAUUGACGUCAACGCUGGUGGAUGUCUGGGUGCCAGUGGGACUGGCGCUGGAGUCUCCUCUACGGCAGGAGCGUCAGGUGCCAGUAAUGGCGGCAGAGGUGGAAGAGGCUCAGGAGCUCUAGCGCAGCAUCGACCUUAUGGCGAUAUCUUUACAAUCGGGAAAUGGGGAAGUGGUGGAGGACAUGGAGCUAGUGGAGUGGGUGGAGGUAGAGGAGGGGGCAUGCUUCAGUUUGAAGUCAGCAAUUCAUUCACUGUGAAUGGAGAGAUCCAAAUGAACGGUCAAGGUGGUCAGUCUUCUAGUGCAGGAGGAGGUAGUGGAGGAUCGCUGUGGGCUGUAACAACAACUUUCAACGGAACCGGAAAUAUAAGGGCCAACGGAGGCAACGGUAAUGGUAAUGGCGGCGGGGGAGCUGGAGGACGAAUAACAGUCAACUAUGUCCAUGGCGGCUUUCACAGUGACAGAACGUGGUCUUUCGGUGGUUCUAGCUCGACAGAAAAUGGAGGACCAGGAGUAGUUUAUCUGGAUGGCAAAUCACCAGCCAUGAGAAAUCUUCGGGUUGACAAUAGAGGCCGCAGUCCGUCGGUUUCGAUGGAUCGUGGGAAUUACCAGCUUUUCAUAUCGACAGGAGCUGUGGCGUAUCUUAAUGCACCAUCCGACAGCUUUACGUACGACUUUACUCAUGUAGAAGUUUACGGUGCAGCUCAUUUGGUAUUCCCUCGUACUGGUGCUGAGGUCAAAGUAAGUCAGUACAUAUAUGGUGACGAUUCAGGUUACAUACACGUUGCUCCAUCAACGACGCUGAACAUGACUGGAACGUCCGAGUAUAAGCGAUUCAAUGUUACUUGGGCACCCAUGAUUUACAGCAAAGGAACAUGGGUAUUUCCAAAUGGAACAAUGGAAUUCAGACUUGCAGAGUGUUUGGCUUACCCGUCUCUGACACGCAGUUCACACGUAGCCAUAUGGGGUACGCUGAUUGGUAAUAACGGUCACUUGAUGGUUGGUUAUGGUGGCACAGUGAGCUUUGAAAAGUCCAGUCCUCACAAUCUCAGAUUUGUAGGCAUCACAAUACAGAAGUCUGGCCGACUAGUCUUUGUCAGUACCCUUUACAACGAAUCAGAUCAAUGGGUUGUAGAGGUUGCAAAGGAUCAUGGACCUGUUUAUCGCGAAGGGCUUGUUACCGUUGAAAACGGAGGACGAAUUGAAGCACGGUCUUUGUGGUUCAAAGCUGUAUCUGUUCUUGUGGAAUCUGGCGGAAUACUGACUCUAGAUGGACAAGGAAACAUAGCAGAUAAAGGUCCAGGUGCAGGGUAUGGGCUAUCCUAUGGUACAGGUGCUGGAUAUGGUGGUCGUGGUGGUCGAAGUACUUCUACACAAAAUACAGGCUCACCAUAUGGGGACUACAAGACGCCACAAGCAUUUGGGAGUGGCGGAGGAAGGGGUGGCUCAGGCGGUGGAGUAUUACGGAUAUAUACUUUAGAAGCGUUGACAGUUGAAGGUGUCAUCACUGUUAGUGGGACGACCAAUGUUGGGAACUCGAAUUCAGGCGGAGGAAGUGGAGGCAGUCUUAUCAUCGAGACUGGUAGUUUAGAGGGUGCAGGUACUAUUCGUGUCAAUGGCGGGGAUGCUUAUGGUAAUGGUGGUGGUGGUGGAGGAGGGAGAAUGGCCGUUUACUGGAAGGACAGGGAAUGGUGGUUUGGCAGCCUUCAGGCAUUUGGAGGAGCCGCUGGAGGAAAUCGAAACGGUGGACCUGGAUCAAUAUACAUGCAGGACACCCAGCAUGGAGUUGUGAAUAGAACAUUGAUCUUCGACAAUAAUAAUCGUUCACCUUACUCAAUGGAAAUAUCUGAUUUGUCGCGGCAUAGCUUGGACAGUGGUAGGGCGUGGCUGCUUCCCCAAGGAAAACAGUACGAAUUGGAAGAGGUGCACAUCAUCAGAGGAGCACAUUUGGCCUUACAUCCUGACAUCAAAUGGCCCCAUGCAGUCAAAGUGUAUACAUUUGUUGGCGACAAAACAGGUGUUCUCCAUAUCGGACCAAAUCAGAUAGCUAUUGGUCAAUUUGCAGAUCAUGAGAAAUUUGAGGUUAACGUGUUUGUACACCGGAAUGGUCACCUUCAUUUACCGCCAACCUUUACGUGCUUUGGUAUACAAAUUACAAAUAGGGGAUAUUUGGGACUUGAUCACAUGACUAUAGCACGUGACUGCCAUCUGUACUUGGGGCUUACUGGAACCACCGAAAAGGCAAAGAAGGAAGGUGUCUUCGAAUUUAAUUCACUCACUGUUGCAGAUGACGGUGAGGUAACCUCGGGUAGUGACGUAGACAGCCACCCAUUGGCCUUUGAUGUCGGUGAGCUCAAUAUCAAGGGAGGUGGUCAUCUACACAUGAAGCGUAUCAUAAUAGAUGCUGGAAACAUGACGGUKGAUGAUCUUGGUACUUUGAGAGGUGACCUUCAUGACCCCAAGUGUGUCGCAGGAGGAGGAAAAGCAGCAUCGGGUUCCUCUGGAGCAGGGCAUGGUGGGAACGGAGGUAGUGGAACAAGCCAAUCACGUGUUGGCGUCGCCUAUGGUCACCUGUAUGAACCGGCCCACUUUGGAUGUAGUGGCGGAGGUGAUGGCGGUGGUCGAGGAGGGGGUAUUGUCAACAUCACUGUGAGAGGUACCCUCAAAGUCGAUGGCUUGAUAAGCGCAAGUGGAGAAAAUGCACGAAAGAUACACGCGGGUGGGGGUAGCGGAGGUAGUAUAUGGAUUAAGACAAAUGUAGUCCAGGGCUAUGGUGAUAUCACAGUUAAUGGGGGACAUGGUUUUGUGGACGUUAGUUCAGGGAACAAUGGAGGUGGCGGAGCUGGUGGGCGCUUGGCCUUGUACUUCAAAAGUAACCGAACAUACAGCGGCUCGUUCCAGGCUCUCGGUGGGAAUGGAACAGGUAGCGCAUUAAGCGGAGGCGCCGGGACUAUGUUUUUCUAUCAUUUGAUACACAAACACCGAACGUUAAUGAUUAGUAAUCGUGGAAGAAAACCGCUACCUCAAGCACAUAAAAUAGAUAGUUAUUCCGACAUCGGGCUUGCACCUGGACGGGCCUGGCUCUUGCCAUCGUCUGGUGAUCAUGCUAUGGCAGGGGAUCAGAAUUACCGCUUUGAAGAACUGCAAAUCUAUGGUGGAGCUCAUAUAGCGAUUCUUACGGAUCCUCCUAGUCGAGCUGCUUCGAUAUUUUUCCGACACAUGAUUGGUGAUAGGAGUGGAACGAUUCACAUCGGCUAUAAUCAAACGAUGGACCUUCAACGAGAAAACAUCGAUUUACCGUUUAAUGUUCGCGUCUAUCGUGGUGGAUUCCUUGGACUUGCUCCUGUAACAACAAUGCACGGGGUUACUUUGUAUCUUGAGGGAGUACUGUCGUAUGUAAAAAAUCUGACUUUGCAUCAUGAUGGAGUUGUGCAUCUUUAUGAGAAUUCUCGAACAGGCAACGAACACUCUGAGAAUGACUUCAAAUUUGAUUUCAUCACAGUUCAAUAUCUGGGUAUAAUAAGUAUGGUGUCAAACCCUGCUACUCACCAAGGAAUGAACCUUACAACAAAGCUUCUUCAUGUUGAAGGUGGAGGGAAAGUCAUUGGCAGUGACUUACGUCUUCUAUCAGAGAACAUUAGCAUUAACGCUGAUGGUAUACUGGAAUUAUCUGGACAAGGCUACAACAAAGGACACGGAAACGGGCUUGGAGUCAAUGGUCCAAUCAAUAAAGGUCUUGGAUCAGGAUCCUCACAUGGCGCUUCUGGAGCUGGUCAUGGUGGGACUGGGGGUAGAGGUAGAAGCAAUCCAGUUAUUGGACAGGCCUAUGGUAAUCUUUACGAACCCACUGAAUUUGGAAGUAGUGGUGGAGGCUCCUCUGGAAAAACGGGUGCAGGGGGUGGACGUGUAUUUAUAAAUGUCACGUACUUACUCGAAGUAGACGGUGUUAUUGCGGCAAACGGUGGCGAUGCUUCUAGUCAGGGUGGAGGUGGAAGUGCCGGUAGUAUAUGGAUUGUCUGUAAUAUUCUGAAAGGAUAUGGAAAGUUCACUGCCAAUGGCGGAGGCUCUCCAGUCGAUUCCAAAUAUGGAUAUCACGGUGGAGGUGGAGCUGGUGGUCGUAUAGCUGUUUACUUCCAAAAGAAUGAGACUUUUUCGCAAUUUAAGUAUAACGCCUUCGGUGGAAAAGCAGUACCUGGAAAUGCAGAUGUAGAAAGCGGGGGACCAGGAACGGUUUUUCUUUAUCACAUCCUUUACCAUCACCGGACUCUUCUUAUUCACAAUGACGGGCGUGGUCCUUUAAAUAUUCAUAUGAAAUAUGACCAACUUAAUGUCGAAGGAGGAAAAGCUUGGAUUAUGCCAGAAUCUGAAAUACAUCAUUUAGCUGGCCUUCAAGGAAACUUCCACUUUGAGGAAGUGCAAAUAUACGGUAAAGGUCACCUUGCUGUCUGGCCUAGCCAAUUGAGAAACACCUCGUUAUAUUUUGAUUACAUGAUUGGAGACCGUACUGGCCGCAUUCACAUCGGCGACUGUCAAAUAAUGGACCUUUAUCGACCUGAAAUUGACCUUCCCUUUAGUGCGCAUGUGUAUCGUGGUGGUCAUCUUGGGCUUGCUCUUUAUACAGUCAUUCACGACGUUGAGAUAAUCGUGCGAGGUGUACUGGCAAAUAUCCAAAAUGUCACCCUUCAUCAUCAUGGAUUGCUAUGGCUUAAUCAUGGUGGAAAUACAUACAAGGCCGACAUGCAUACGUUUGAGUUUGACACGGUUCGAGUUCAAGAUACUGCGAUCAUUCAUGGAGAGAUGUCUCCAAAAACCGACCGUGCAAUAACUUUCCACACACGUGCAGUGUUCAUAGAAGGUGGUGGUCUCUUAAGGGCACCUAGGCUAAUAUUUAAAACAGAGAACAUUACAAUAGACGAUGGUGGCGCAUUAGUUGCUGAUUAUCUUGGAUAUAAUACAUCACAUGGAUACAAGGGUCGUGGCUUGUAUGGCAUAGUCAAUGAGGGUCAUGGUAUGGACAGUCCGUAUGGAGCAUCCGGGGCAGGACACGGUGGAAGUGGAGGUCGCGGUAGCCUUCAAAAAGGAACUCCAUUCACUGGCUUUGCUUAUGGAGAUAUUUAUGAACCUGAUGCGUUUGGCAGUGUUGGAGGCAAAGGGCAGGGUAAUGGAAGAGGUGGUAAUGGAGGCGGCGUAUUAUGGAUGAAUGUGACAAACACCAUAGACAUCGAUGGAAUUGUUACUGCAAAUGGAGAAAAUGGACCAACAACUGGGAGUGGAGGAGGCAGCGGUGGCAGCGUAUGGAUGUACUGUAACACAAUCAAGGGCUAUGGCAGGAUAUCAACAAAUGGUGGCGAUGGUUCUAAUUCGAGUUCGAUUCCAGGAGGCGGAGGAGCUGGUGGGAGAAUAGCGAUCUACUUCAACGUGAACAAAACAUCCACAUCGUUUAUCUAUGAAUCCAGAGGAGGCUCUGCCCAUGGGUGUAAAGUUGGCAAGGAGCAUCUUUGUCAAGCAGAAGCGGGUGGACCCGGUACUGUGUUUUUGUAUCAUAUGAAUGAGCAGCACCGAACCUUAAUUCUAAACAAUGGAGGCCAAAAACCUAUCAGCGCGGCAAUUAACGACUACCAUGAUCUAUCUCGCGAUGGUUGUAGAGCAUGGAUACUUCCUCAGUCUSUUGUACACCCCUUUGCAAAAUCUCAAGGCGAUUUCCACUUUGAAGAACUUCAAAUAUACGGUGGGGCUCACCUAGCCGUUCUCACUAAACCAGUGUAUAGCAACUCAUCUUUGUAUUUUCGCUACAUGAUUGGAGACAGAUCAGGGACUGUUCACGUCKCUCGUAACCAAGUAAUGGACCUAAUUCGCGAUGAAAUAGACUUGCCAUUUAAUGCUUAUGUCUAUGCGGAUGGAUAUCUUGGUCUUGCUCCGUAUACAGAAAUCCAUGGUGUGACAAUCUAUUUAACGGGAACCCUAGCUUACAUCCAGAAUCUGACAUUACACCAUGGAGGAGUGUUAUGGAUCAAUGAUCAGGCUAGAACUGUUAACCAAACUAAUAACACCUUUAUGUUCGAUGCCGUGCGCGUUCAAGACCAAGGGUUGAUUAAAGCAUUAUCGUCUCCCAUUAUUCACCAGGGAAUGUUUUGGUCGCUACGCGCUCUUUUUGUUGAAGGUGGAGGUGUAUUUCAGUGUACGAAAUUGACGAUCUUGGCUGAGAAUAUAACUAUAGAUGAUGGUGGACACCUUCAUGCUGAUGGCCUUGGUUAUAAUAUUUCUCACGCACCAGCUUCAUUGGGUUUACACGGCAUUGUAAAUCAAGGUAUUGGCACUACAUCGUCUAGUGGAUCAUCAGGUGCAGGGCAUGGCGGGAGGGCUGGUCGAGGUUUCGGUGCUGCUGUAGUAGGAACCGCUUAUGGAGACCUUUACGAGCCCGUUAGGUUCGGAAGUUGUGGCGGUGGAUCAUUAGGUGGUGCCGGUGGAGGCGUGCUUUGGUUAAAUGUAACACAAACUGUUAGAAUUGAUGGCGAUGUUAGCGCUAUUGGCUUCGGGGGAGGAGAUGCAAAUAGUGGCGGUGGUAGUGGAGGAAGUAUAUGGAUUCACAGUUACACAAUUAAAGGCACGGGAAAAGUUACCGUAAAUGGUGGUACAGGUGGUUCUGCUUCAGGAGGUGGAGCUGGUGGACGUAUUGCAGUGUACUUUGUGCGAAACACAACCUAUUCGGGUCAUUUUUAUUCGAGAGGUGGAGCCAAGGGGUCGGGUGGCGGUACUGAGGCAGGAGGACCAGGAACAUCCUUUCUAUAUCAUAUGGUAUACACUCACAGAACGUUGCUAAUUGAUAAUGGCGGACAGCACCCUUUAAAACACAAGAUAACAGACUAUUCAGAUCUUUCCCAAGAUGGCUGCCGUGCUUGGAUCUUAACUGAGUCAGGUUCUCACAAGUUUGCAAAUGGAAGUCACAUAUUCUCCUUUGAAGAAUUGCAAAUAUAUGGAGGUGCACAUUUAGCCAUAGAGUCCAAUGCCAAUCGUAGUGUUACCAUGUUCUUUACGUAUAUGAUUGGUGAUCGAUCUGGAACAAUACAUAUCAGGAAAAAUCAAGAUUUGGACCUUCAUCGAGAGUUUCUUGACAUCCCAUUUACGGCUUACAUCUAUGUCGGAGGCUAUCUUGGUCUUGCUCAUGUAUCUGAAUUGAACGGUAUAAAUCUAUACGUUGAAGGAACCCUAGCAAAUAUCAGGAAUCUUACAAUACUGAACGGUGGGAUUCUGCAUUGCUUUUUGACCGGUUCUACAGCCAGUGAGCCUUCACGAACGUAUGCAUUCAACGAGACGCUUCGUAUCAUGGCAUAUUCAAAGAUUGAAACCUACAUGCCAAAUGCUCAUCCUGAUUACUAUAGCUUACAAGCCAAGAUUUUACUGGUGGAAGGUGGAGCAACUGUUAGAUCCAAACACAUGCGAAUUAACGCUGUUAAUAUGACUGUCGAUGACGGUGGUCUUUUAGAUGGGCGUUACGGGGGAUACCUUGCAACAAAAGGUCGAGGUAGUGUCUCUAUGGUGCCUUGGAGAGCAAGUGGUGCAGGGCAUGGUGGGGCUGGUGGUCGAGCUGCAUGUGAUAACACUAUUAGGAUCAACACGUGCCGACUGAAAAAAGGAAUGGCUUACGGAAACAUAUUUUAUCCAAACGAAUUCGGAAGUGGUGGUAACAGUGGAACUGGUGGUUCAGGUGGCGGGAUAAUGAAUAUAACAGUAGAAAUAGCUUUAAAGGUGGACGGGGAAAUACUAGCCAAUGCUCAAGACGUAAAUUCUAACAGCGGCGGUAGCAGUGGUGGAAGUAUUUAUAUUCAAACCGGAGUAUUCUCUGGAAGUCAUACUGGAACUAUUCAAGCAAUUGGUGGCCAUGGAAGUCCUGGUUCUGGAGGAGGUUCGGGAGGCAGAAUAGCUGUUUAUUACAACAACAAAGAAACUCACUAUCCCUAUCGCGGUAAGAUUGAAGUGCAAGGCGGCUCUUCUACAAAGGGAGGAGAACCGGGUUCGUCUGGAACUGUUUACUUGAAACACACUGAUAACAAUUAUUCAGUGCUAAAAGCUGAUAACAAAGGUCAGAAAUCCUCAAGUGACGAUAUUCCCCAUGAAGGAAGAAGAGUUAAUUUAGCAGGAGGAAAUUUAGACCGAGGAAUGUCUUAUACAGCUGCUAAUGGUGUAAAUGUGCGAACAGGAUGUUUUCUUCAUCCUUGCAGUACGUGUCGAUCGUGUCAGAUGUUCUCUCUUGCUCAUUUGUUUGACCAGACGUACUCUACAGAUUCGUGCCAUGUAUUUCUGAGCUCAUGUAAAUCUGCCCAUUUAAACUUCGAUAUAAAGAAGUCUACGUUCAUUAACAAUAUAAGGAUAUACCCUUUGUGCAGUCAUCGAACUGAUUUCAAGGUGUCGUCGUACGAUGGGAGAACAUCACUUCCAGUUACAUCGAACUUUGUUAAGAUGUCAAAUGGAUGUAUUCAGGGCUCUUACAUUGACCUCCCCAUGCGUAGGAACGCUACCCGAGUAACAAUAGAACUAAACGGUGCCGGUUCAUAUGCUGGAUUGUCCGAGAUUGAGCUUUAUGAAAGUGGCCAGGAAGUCUAUGAAAGGUACGCUUAUCGUAGUUUAGACAGCUCGAAAACCUGGAUCGAACCAGAGACUGGAACAAAUAACUAUAACUUUGACGAGGUCCACAUCCAUGGUUCUGCUCAGUUAGCAACAGUGGGAAUGCAUUCCCUUACAGCACCAGUUAGUGUUCGUAUUGGUAGACUUUAUGGUGACAAGUCGAGUUUCCUUCAUGUUGGUUACAAUCAGUUUGUUUCAGUUGAAGUUACAGAUCCUGAUAUUCCCUUUGGUUUGAGGGUUUAUGAGAAUGGUUCCAUUAACAUGCCAAGGAGAGCAUUUCUCCAGAAUGUCAGCUUCCGAUCUUCUGGAAAGGUAUCGGGUAUCGACGAUUUGUUUGUUUAUGAUGGAGGAUAUUUCUUUUGCGACUCUAAUUCAAGCAUCGGCAACAGCACCUUACCAGGACAAUACAAACUAAGUACCUUGCAUGUACAAGAUGCUGGUACCCUUGAACUGCAUUCCUUUGACAAAAACCUCAAUACUCGCCUAUCUCUCACUAAUCUGACUAUUUAUGGUGGAGGUCAUUUGAAGUCCAAUGGUCGACUGAACAUUUCAGUUUCACAUCUCCUUGCAAUCUAUUCUGGUGGAACAUUAAGUCAUAAUCAUGCUGGUUACAAAACAAAAGAAUCGAGGACAGGGAAUAAGUUUGAGCCUUCUGAAGGCCCCGGACAAGGGUACGGCGAUGUUGGUGGUGGAAGUGGCGCCGGGCAUUCUGGUACUGGUGGUAGAGGAAGUGCAGUUAACCAUGUGGGACGAUUUUAUGGUUCUCUCUACGAGCCUUGGACGUAUGGAAGCGCUGGAGGAUUUGGGCUGCAUUAUGGUGAGUUGUACUAUGGAGAUUAUCGGACCAGUGCUACUACCAACCAUGCUAACCAAGUUACUCGGGCUGGACUUGGAGGACAAGGAGGAGGAGCUUUAAAAAUCGACAGUCGUCACUUUAUCCUUGAUGGACAGCUAACUGCAGACGGCGAGAACGGGCCACCUCCGAGUACAGCAGGUGGAGGGAGUGGUGGAAGCAUUUGGGUUCACUGUGACGAUCUAAGUGGAUAUGGAAAGAUGUCUGUUAAUGGUGGCGAUGGGUCACCUAGUGGUGGUGGUGGAUCAGGUGGGAGAAUUGCAAUAUAUCAUAAAACUAUGAUAAACUUCAACGGUACUUUAUCAGCUAAAGGAGGCGAUAGUAAGGUAGAGCCUGGUUCAUCAGGAACGGUGUAUCUCGAGCGCUGGAAUUCAAGUAGCGAUGUUAAGUACAGGAUUCUAAAGGUCAACAACUAUGGUAUGGCAUACCCAUGGGCAAUUAAUAAGAACGAUGGUCGCCUUAGGCAUCUACUCAAAGGGAUUUACAAUGACAUAAGGUACGUUGGAGGAGUAACAUGGCUGCAUGAGUCAAACAACUACACUCUAAAUGAAUUUCACCUCCAUGGUAACUCUCACGUUGUUUUGUAUGGUAAUGGCUGUCAGGAAAACGUAACAUUUCGUUCCAGUGUUCUUGUUGGUGACAGAAGUGGUGUAUUUCAUGUUGGACGCUAUCAGUUCGUUGCUUUUGACUUUGUCGACUUGUACUAUCCAAUGAACACUCUUGUUUAUUAUGAUGGAUUCCUAGAAGUACCACCACGACUUUCGUUGAGAAAUGUCUACAUGGAAAUCAACGGAACUCUAGCCGACGCCCAUGAUUACACAAUUGAUAGAGAUGGAGAACUGUACUUGUGGGCAGGAGGGAGAUCAGUUAACGAGGAGAUCGCCCACUUUCGGUUUACUAACAUGUCCAUCCGGUCACGUGGCAAGGUCAUGACCAUUGGACUUCCUGGAAAUGAGCGUGUGACUCUGAACACAACAUUUUUUGUCAUAAAUGGUGGAGGACUUCUAGAUUCUAAUGACGUCAGAGUUCUUUCUGUGAAUACAACUAUCGAUGUUUCAGGAGAAAUCAAAGUCGACUAUAAAGGUUACACCUCGCAGCAAGGACCAGGUGCUGGUAGACCAGGCAUGCCAUAUGGCUCAGGACCGACCGGUGGUAGCUAUGGAGGUAGAGGUGGCCGCGGGUCUAGAGGUCUUACCACAUCUACAGCAUAUGGAACGUUGUAUGAGCCUGAGUUGUAUGGUAGCGGCGGGGGUGGUAGUGGUGGUCGUGGAGGUGGUGUUAUUCGUCUAGAUGUGUCUGAUAUGCUACGACUCGAGGGAAGGCUACGAGCAAACGGCGAGAAGGGCUCAUCAAAUGGUGGUGGAGGCUCUGGUGGUAGUGUAUUGGUUAGAACAAAUCACUUUGAUGGUGAAGGCUCCAUAGAAGUUAACGGAGGUGAUGGUUCGGGGAGUGGUGGUGGUGGAGCUGGAGGACGAGUCGCAUUGUACCACACUGGCUCUAUAACAUACCUUGGUACAUACCAAGCAUAUGGAGGGCGUAGCUCUGCCGAGAUAGGCGGUGCAGGUAGCGUGUUCGUUGAGGAACAGAGAAACAAUACAAAACUCCACCGAUCUUUAAGAAUUGACAAUGGAGUCACCAAUAAAAGAGCACAGCUUAUUGGAGAAAUUAGUGAGCUAAACUUACAGGGAAACCCAUACACAUAUCCAUAUUACUUGACAAGCUACACCGCGCCAAAUGGAGUCGCUCUCUCCACCACAGGAACCCCUUACUGCAGAUGGACUAGUUCAGGUGAUAACAAGUUGUGUUCUUCCGAUUCAUCCUAUUUGGGAAAUAUUUUCAAAGACUCAGGCUUUUAUUACACAACCACGUCACUUCCUGUCAUAACAUACAGAUUCCCAAUCCCACUGUUCCUGGAAUUCAUUGAAAUCUAUCCAGCAUGUAGUGCAAGCUAUUUUUCUCAGCACCAAGUUCGUGUGUAUGAAGAUGAUGACAUUAUUCUGAACACUGGCUGGAUAAAUACUGAGAGGUGUUUGCAAGGGCAGGCGGGAAGGAUACCUGUGAGGAAAAUGGUCAACAAGAUAUUGGUUAUACUGAAGAAAUUAAGCACGUUUUCAGCAAUAGCGCAAAUAAAACUUUUCGUUCGUGAGAGUCCUUUGACAACAAGCCAGACCCCGUAUUAUACUACUCCUAGCACCACUUGGAUUGUUGCUGAACAAGACAAAACCAAAGAAUUUACAUUUGAGGAGCUUCGAAUUGGUGGCGGUGGAAGUCUUGGUUUCAGUGGGAACAACGUCAAAGUUCAUGUUGAUAAAAUCAAGGGAGAUGGGACAGGUUUACUGACUGUACGCCCGUCACAACGGCUCAACAUGAGAGCAUCUGAAGGACAUCUUCCAUUUUCCCUUCUUGUCCAAAAAACUGCCAAUGUGGCAUUGCCUGAGUUUACUAACUGUCGUAAUGUUGAAGUAAUUAUGAGAGGGACAAUGGAGAAAAUGCAGAAUUUAACUGUUGGUCCAUACUGUAAGUUUAUCGUCAACAACUCAACCGAAACAAACUUCACGUACAAUCACGUAGUGGUGCAGACUCACGGAUAUUUAGCAAUCGAUCGUGAAGACAAAGAAGUUGUUUCAAUAAGGGGAAAGACACUUAACGUACGCGGCGGAGGAAAGCUUGAAGCAAAUAAUCUUAGACUUGAUUACAAAAAUAUCACGAUAGAACCUUACGCAUUUCUUACUGGUAAUGCCUUAGCACCCAAACACUCCUCACGCUAUUAUGGUGACGGCUGGGGACACACGUCAGGUGGGUCGGGUGCAGGGUAUGGGGGUCAUGGUGGGCAAUCAGCAUAUCAAGGAAAAGUAGGGACAUCGUAUGGACGGUAUAAAGUUCCUAAAGACUACGGUAGUACUGGUGGUGCCUAUGUGUAUCCAUUUAUUGGCGGGCGUGGUGGGGGAAGAAUAGAAGUCAUUGCCCAUGAUACUCUUGAAGUCGAUGGUACUCUUUCUUCCUGUGGUGGAAAAGGAGUGUCCAGUCGGAGCGGCGGUGGUAGUGGUGGUGGUGUGUUAGUCUACGCCUCAAGAUUGCACGGCGAUGGAACCAUAGAUGUUUCCGGGGGUUCUGGAGACAGCUCUACUUCCUACUAUGGAGGGGGCGGAGGUGCAGGUCGUAUUGCUAUCUUCUACAGAGAGAACCAUUUCCUUGGCAAAUUCUUUGCGACAGGGGGUUCAAGUAAGUACGAGCCUGGAGGUCCGGGCACGGUUUACCUUGAAAGUGUUCCUGGUUUUAAUGCAACAUAUGGCCAUGAUCGCAUCGACGAUGCAGCACAUGCUGAUAGACUAGUACAGCUUGAGAAUGAGGUACUAAACACCAGCCAAUGGAAGCAAAAUAGAACUUUGUACAUUAAUGCACAUGACCGUCUUCCACGAAACCCAGCUGCAAACCUGAGUUCUUCAUAUCAGGAUUUUUCCACCAGUGCUCCUACUCGUGUCUGGCUGACCUUAGAGGAUAAGAUCUUAAGAAUAAAUGAAAGUGAUGUAGAGCUAGAUGAACUUCAUGUGUAUGGCGGUGCGCAAAUAGCUUUUAUCAAACCCUUAGCUACAAAGAAGAAGAUAUCUAUUGUCAUAGGUCGUAUGGAGGGAGACAAGAAGGGAAGACUUCAUAUUGGCUAUAAUCAGCAAUUCCUGUCCCUACAGUCCUACUUGCCUAUGGACAUGGUAAUAUAUCAGGGCGGUCUCACGACCAUGCAAGGCGAACUCUUUGUGGCUGGUGUAACAGUAGAAGUUGAUGGUGUUUUGAUUCGAUGCGAAAACAUUACGGUUUUGGAUGGAGGUGCCAUUCACAUGAAAGAAAUGUAUAACAAAAUGAAGCAGCCCACUCGUACCUUCUUCUACCGAUCCAUCAGUAUUCGUGAUCGUGGUGUGAUGACCGUCACCAAUCAAGAGCGAAUUCGUGAAUUCCGUGGUGAGUCCGUGCAUAUUCAAGGUGGAGGGCUGCUUUCUGCAAUCAAUCUUCAUUUCUACACAAAGAACAUGACAAUCGAUGCACUCGGAACACUCGAAGCUUCUCUGAAAGGACAGAACUUCAAACACGACGGAAAAGGUCCUGGAUUACCUUUUCCCAAUCCAGGUUCCUCAGGGGGUGGUGGCGGCGGCCAUGGUGGUAGAGGCGGUCGAGCACCGAUGGUUCCUUCUUCGGGAGCUUCUUAUGGAUCUUUUAAAGAGCCCGUGGAUUUUGGAAGUAGUGGUGGUUCAGGCUCUCCUACUGCCCCUGGAGGUCGUGGUGGUGGUGUUUUUGUCCUUUAUGUUAAUGAUACGCUGGACAUUGAAGGUACUAUUCGUGCUAAUGGUGAUCAGUAUGGUGGUGCUUACGCUGGUGGUGGAAGUGGAGGCAGUAUUCUGAUCAAAACAGAUAAGCUUGAAGGCAGUGGGUUGGUGCAGGUAAAUGGUGGCKCCGGAUAUAGUCAUKCGACUCGUGGAGGCGGGGGUGGUGCUGGUGGACGCAUCGCUGUGUAUUAUAGGGAGGGUCAUUUUGACGGUCAAUUAGAGGCUGCUGGUGGCUAUGGAUAUCACGAGUUUGGUGCAGCAGGGACUGUUUUCAUAGAAAAGGGACGCAAUUCUACUUACAGAGGUCAUCGCACACUUAAAGUAGAUAACAACAAUAAAGCGCCAAAAACAUUGAGAGUCAAUCAGGUCGAGAUGUUACUUCUUCAUUCUGGGAGCGAAAGUGGAAAUACAUACACAAGUCCCCAGGGAAUAACGUUCUCCUCGACUGGAUCCAUCCACACAACCUAUUACAUGUGGAGGUUGUUCGAUGGAAAUCGAAACUCUGUUUACCUACUCGAUCAGAGAUAUACUGCUGUCAGUGUGACUGUCAAGUUGCCUAGGCCAAUGUUCAUACACCAUAUAAGGAUUUAUCCGUACUGCCAUGACGGGCACCGCAUCUCCUACACAAUUACAGCCACACGUGUGAAUGAGAAGAAACCCCAAGUGUUUGGUGGCCAAUCAUUUGCUGGAUGUUUUGAUACUGGAAUCUAUGAUGACACUUCAAUGAAUGGAACAUUUGACGGUUUCACGCUGACGAUGCGCAAACUGGGAACGUACAUUACGCUAGGUGAAUUGGAGCUAUUUAUCGGACAGGAUAACCCCAKCCCGUUUUCAAGUAAUAAUUUAAAGCAAGAUGGACCCAGGACAUGGGUGGUUGUUGAUGGAGUACAGCCUUCAUCUUACCUAGAUAUACUAGAUGUUCGUGGAAAGGCUCACUUGGCCAUUCAAAGCGAGUCAUCGAAAUUUGGAUUGUCAGUGCAUGAAUAUAAAGGGGACUUUACUGGUACGCUGCACAUCGGUAGCGAACAGAAUUUGGAUAUAUCCUCAAAUAAUAACUCGGUCAUUCCCAUGACCAUCCGUGCCUAUCAAGACUCUUUAGUGGAUUUUCCAAGCGAGGUUUACUUACAAAGAUCAAGUAUAUACAGCGAAUCAUUGUCAAGAGGAAUCGAAGACGUCAUUAUAUCUUACGAUGGAAAAUUUGACGUUACACCUAUGGCCCAUGUCAACUCUCAAGAUAAAGGGACCAUCUCGUUAAAGUCUCUUACGAUUCUCAAUGGAGGUGUCUUCCAUCAGUCCAUUUCAAGUCCCACUGAACUCAAGGUUGACCUCAAACAGUCGUUGACGAUCACUGCUGGUGGCACAAUGUCAUUGAGCAUGCUUUCUUUAGAGGCAUCGGAUGUAUACAUCGAUGGUGGUGCAUUGCUUACUGCGCGUGAAAGGGGCUACCGAUGUGGAGAAGGAAAAGAACCUGGUAAAUCAUCUGCUUUAAGUGGGUCUGGUGCGGGUCAUGGUGGUGCUGGAGGUCGAGGAAGUCAAGCGGUAGUUGGGAAGGCAUACGGCGAGUUUGACAAACCGUUAGAUCCUGGGAGUGGCGGUGGUCAAGGUUAUAGAAAUCUGCCUGGAAGUUCUGGUGGUGGCGUCAUAACGAUCAAUGCGUCAGGUCUAGUUCAGAACGACGGUGUUAUUGACGUGUCGGCUGGUUCUGCUGUUUAUCCAGGCACUGGCGGUGGAAGCGGGGGAAGUAUUUUCAUCAAUAGUAAGCUUUUUACGGGCAAAGGGAAGCUACUUGCUACUGGGGGUGCAGUAGUUAAUUCUAGUUUCAAGGAUGCUGGCGGUGGUGGUGGUGGACAGAUAUCAGUAAGCUACGAAACGACCCGAUUUAACGGAAUGUUUAAAACUCAUGGAGGAUUCAGUCGAACAGAACCUGGUGGUCCAGGCCCUGUCUAUCUUGCAGAAAACAAUACCAACGUUGCAGUCAUUAUUGACAACAAUGGUUACCGAACUGCGAAUCUGUAUAUAUCAGAUUUUCAGGACAUUUCCAAAGAUGGUGGCCGUGCAUGGUUAUUUGUUGAUUAUAGCAAGAACUUUGUCAUUGAUCGAAUGGUGCUAAAAGGUGGUGCACAUCUCGCCUUGAGACAUAAAGGAAAAUGUGCAUGUGUAGGUUGCGAUUGUGCAAUUACUUUGACUGUCAAUCAUCUAGAAGGCGAUCUCGGAGGGAUGCUUCAUGUAGGUGUUGGACAGAAACUCUACAUCAACUCAGCGCCGACACAGUUCCCAUCUAGUUUCCGRAUAUAUCAACGAGGGUUUUUUCAUGUGCCACCUGUUAUGCUUCUGAAGAAUUUGUACUAUCCUCAGAUCAGCGUCGAGGGAAUUAUUAGUGGUCUUACAGACUGGCAUAUAGGAAAAGGAACUGUAGUUACCGUAWUGGACGGGGGACGAUCACCUGGAUUGCAGGACAAGACUUUGCAAAUGAAAACACUUUCUGUAAUGGACCAAGCAACCCUCACAGCAAGCUCGAAUGACAGUAGUUCGGCAACACUUCGUCUGAAAGUGAACGAAAGUYUGACUGUUCUAGCUGGUGGCCUAUUGAAAUGCAAAUGGUUGGAUGUUCUGGCAAGAACAGUAACUGUCGAGUCAUCGGGUGCUAUAUCUGCUGAUGCUAUAGGUAGUCUUGCAAAACAAGGAAGCGGCUUUACAUCAGAUUCUGCAGGUGCAAGCCAUGGUGGUAGAGGUGGGAUUGGCAUCAAAUCAUCAAUACCCGGGCUUGCAUAUGGAUCUGUAGAGCAACCUCAAACAUUUGGAAGUGGGAGUUCUUCUUCAGGUGGCGGGGGAAUCAUUAAAAUUGUUUCUUUGGUAAAUCUAACUGUGGACGGAAGUAUUACAGCAAAUGGGGAGCCAAGCAAAGCAUUGAAUAGUGGAGGGGCUAGUGGUGGAAGUGUUUGGUUGAAAUCAGCUGUUUUUAUUGGAAACGGAGAUGUCACUGCAUCUGGUGGAAAUGGAGUAUUUUCAAGUGGGAAUGGAGGUGGCGGCGGAGGAGGAAGAAUGUCCAUAAAUUAUAAAAACAGUUCUUUUAGUGGUUCAUUGCAAACCUAUGGUGGUUCAAGUCGCACUGGUGUAGGUGGAGCCGGUACCAUAUACAUACAAGAUAUUGGAAAAAACAAAACGCACCUUAUAGUUAAUAAUAAUAACAUCGGAAAACCACCAAGCGAUGAUAUAACUGAUUUAAAAACAGAUGGUGGAAGGACAUGGAUAACUCCAAAYGCUGGCACGCGCCUUAUUUCCUAUAGUGAUGUUGAAAUUCGAGGYYUAUCUCAACUGGCUGUUAUCACAAGCCCUGAAAAAUCUCCUAUCCAGUGGGAUGUACGAGGAAUAAAAGGGGAUAGAUCAGGAAUUUUGCACGUAUUUGAAAACCAGCGCCUUCAACUGAUCUUAGAUGAAAAUAAACAGCCUGACCUUUUAUGGGGAGUUAAUGCAUAUAGUCGUGCGGAUGUGAAGCUCCCUCAAAAUCUUUUUAUUGACGGCAUUAAGAUGAUCACUUCAGGAAGUGUUAGUGGGGCGCAUAACGUCGUAGUUGGAAAUAAAGGCAGACUCAUUUUGAGAGAACUAACUGCACCUGAUGGCAACAAAUCGCGUAUUAUCCGCUUUGGAACAAUAGAAAUCCAGGGCGGUGGCGAAAUUGAAAUCCAAAGUGACGUCGAUGGACUUUCCGUUAUUUGUACUUCUCUUUGGWUACGUAGUGGUGGACAGCUUCGUGCAGAUCGUCUGAAACUUGAUGCAUUGUCAGUAAACAUUGAGCAGUCAGGCCUGAUAGACUUGAAUUUCCAGGGGUUUAAAAAUGGCUCUGGAAUCGGUAGGGGAAGUUCCCAAUCUUCUGGAUCAUCUGGUGCGGGACAUGGAGGACGCGGUGGGCAAGGGAGAUCACAGAAAAACACUGGUGCAUUUUACGGAAAUGUUAAACGACCAAUGAUGUAUGGAAGCAGUGGUGGAGGCGGAAGUGCUCCAGGAGGAGGAGUGUUAUAUAUCAGAUCUGAAAAAAUAAUUCUAGAUGGCAGUAUAGAAGCAGACGGUGCUAGUGGAAAGACAGGUUCUUCUGGAGGUGGAAGUGGUGGAAGUAUUCUUAUUGAGAGCAUUUAUCAGGAGGGAUCUGGUACUGUUCAAGCUAAUGGGGGUACUGGUGGAAAUAAUGGUGGAGGUGGAGGUAGUGGAGGUCGUAUUGCAAUGUACUACAAGCGGUCUGACUUCAAGGGAACUAUCACUACCUUUGGUGGGGAUUCCGUUAUAGAAGCUGGUGCAGCAGGCACAGUUUAUCUGGAAGACACAACUGGAAACUAUUCCAUUCUAACCAUCGCCAACAAAGGAAGAAAGCCAAGUAAAGAGGAGAUUGAGAGCUAUGGUAGCUUGUCCAUUGAUGCCGCAAGAACUUGGAUUACUUCUUCUUCAAUGAAACCGAAUCCCAAUCGUGUUAACUUGAAAGAUUUUGAUUUUGGUUCUGUCAUUUACGAAGGUUUCAUGGUUGAUGAACUGAUGCUUGGUGGUGGAUCCCAUCUUGCUAUAGAACCAGAAUUACAUCGUGGGAAUCUUCGUUUGCAUACAUUUGGAAAAGUUACUGGCACUUUUGAGGGAGGUAGCUAUGGAUUCUUGCAUACUGGUCCAAGUCAGCUUGUCGAGGUUGAGAACACAGAUUUUUACAUACCAAUAAACUUAAAGAUCUAUGAAAAUGGAUUUUUAAAACUCCCUCCGAGUGUUAUGCUUCACAAGAACUCUCUUUCGCUUAAUGGGCACUUGCUUGGUACUCAAGAACUCAAGAUUUCAAGCUGUCUUGUUAGUUUUGGAAGAAAUGGUGGUUCCACAACAAAGGGAACUUUAAAAACCCGCCGYUUUUAUUUCAACUCGAUGACUUUACUUGAUGGCGCUUCUCUGAGACUUCUGGAUACAUCUGAAGAAUACAAGUUAAGUGUUGGCAAUCUUGCUGUGCAUGCAGGGGGAACAAUAGAGGGUCAGAAUUUUACUCUUGUCGCAAAAGAUAUUGACGUUCAAAAGGAAGGGAUCAUCAAGUUGGAUGGACAAGGCUCUAAAUGCAAGUCUUUUAAUCGAUACAAUGCUGGCUCUGGCGGAAGUCAUGCAGGAUAUGGUGGUCUUGGUMCUGGAUACGGCGGAAGUAGUUGGUGGUCCAAGCAAAGACCAGAACCAUUCGACUCUCCUUAUUUACCAAUUUUGUAUGGAGAGGCAGGUCGUGCUGAAUGGAAAACACCCAGUUGUUAUGGUGGAAGAGGUGGUGGAAAAGUAAACAUAUCUGUGAGUGGUGUACUUAAUCUUGAUGGUUCCAUAACUUCCAGGGGUUUAGAUGGGGCAAGCCGCGGCAGUGGAGGUGGAGCAGGUGGUAGUAUUCUUAUUCAUACCAGUUCUGUUCAUGGUAUUGGUUCUAUAGAUGUCAGAGGCGGCAACGGAGGUUAUACGUCUGGAGGUGGUGGGAGUGGAGGAAUAGUUGCUUUAUAUCACAAGGACACAACACCAUUUGWGAACAUCCUAUUGUCUGGUGGCAAUGGUGCAUGGCCGGGUGCUUCAGGAUUACUUUAUGAACAUAAAUCCGUUGGAAAGAGCACGUUUUCCAGAAUGACUGUUGAUAACGGGGGUUUAGCGACAAACAAUGAACUUUUGUAUACUUACAUAUUGUGCCAACARAACCAAAUUGAUUAUAUUGUUGACCAAAUCAACAUCAAAGGAAAAGCCUGUCUUACCAUGCGAUCAUGUAGCUCUGGACGUCCUAUGUCCUUGGUUGYCAAGUAUGUAAGUGGGGAUAGCACUGGGACCAUGGCUAUACAGCAAAGCCAUGAUGUGUAUAUAGGAGUGACCGGUGUGGAUCUUAAACACCUUGAUCUCCCAUUUAGUAUUGAUGUAAGAUCCGGUGGAAGUUUGUCCGUUCCUAGAAAGCUGGUCAUUGGCGAAAAAAAUGAAAUCACUUUAACAGGGAGCCUUGUUGGUGUUAAAGAACUUAUUGUCAGCAUGCAUGGAAAACUUUCCUUGAAUUAUCCGGGACAUACUGGGUACCGCGCUUUUCCUCAAGGCAGAAUGUCAACGUGUUCUUUUGAARAACUUCAUGUAAAGGCCGAUGGAACUUUGCUAUCAAAGUCACCGGGUCGUGUAAAAGUCAAUGCGCAAGUUGUCCAGUUUGAUUAUGGCUCGCACUAUGAUGACUCGUCUAAAAUUCCCAUGACUGCACUAAAGAUGUUCUCGUACAAUACUGGAACACCUUUAAAUAGAAACGAUUGCCCUCAUGGUUAUGAAGUGAUUGCAUUAGCUUCCAAGACACUGUUCAAUCCUUGUGGUACAGGAAAGCACAUUUACACCAAAAGCAACAUCUCGUACAUAGUCCAACAUAAUAUUUCAAAAACAAUGCAGAAAGUAGUGUGGAAGGAUGUGGAUAAUGGAAAUGGUACAUUGAUCAGAGUGUCUUCGCUAUUUACAUGGAUCACCUAUGAAAUCAAGUAUGAAACACGAUUCAAUGUGACAUAUUACAUCGCUUGUGAUUACACUGAUUAUAUUCUACUUCCUGGACAAACGUGUACGUUCAAAGCAAGUAAUUACAGUUACAGGAAACUUGAAAUCCAUAACGGAGCAGUUAUGCAGAUUGAGGCAUCUAAGAACAAAGACAUUGUGGGCUCGAUCAAAGUCAAAAGUCUUACAAUAUUUUCAGGCGGAAUUUUACAAGCAAUGGUCGCAACUGGUAUGCACAGUCAGCCAAUUUCCACGUAUGGUGGUACAUACGGGGGCUAUGGUGGUGGCGAUAGCAAUAUAAACAAUCUGUAUGGUAGUGUUACUUAUCCUACUGAUUACGGUUCUGCCGGAGGUGGCACAUUAAUUCAUAGGGGAGCAGGUGGUGGUGCGCUUAAGAUUGAAGCACAAUCAAUUAAUCUUGAUGGAACUAUAAGAGCAAAUGGAGGACCAGGCAUCUAUCUUUCAGGUGGAGGUAGUGGAGGAAGUGUUUUAAUAUUAGCAAAGCAAGUCCUCGGAAAAGGAACUAUUCAGGCAAAUGGUGGAAAAAGCACAGGCUCAGGUGGUGGUGGUGGAGGGGGUCGUAUUGCAUUACAUGCACAGCACACCAUUGCAUUAUUUCGAGGAUAUUACGAUGCCAGUGGUGGCUCUGGGAAAACUACCGGAAGCUCUGGUACGAUAUUGUUGAGAGACACAAGCAAAGACAAUAAUUAUGAUGUACUUGUUAUUCAAAGAAAAGGGACUUCACCGACRAAUUUGCCACUGAACUAUACGAAAAACUCUAUUGAUGAACUAAGAUUAGCCUCUGAWGCUACCUUUUCAGUCGGUCCACGGACAUUUUCUGUUGAAAAGCUAGUGACGGAUGGUACAGGCAAGAUGAUUGUUCCAUCUAAGGGUUCACUGAUGAUAGAUCUCGUGAAUGGACCAAGACAUGAAGUAACAUGCGAUAUUGAAAUUCAAACACAAGGUAGAAUGCAAUUCAAAACAAGAGCUGUUUUUAAAGGCCCCAACAGUCGUAAUACCGUAAUUUCAGGUUUGCUGUCAGUACCUGAGUUUGUCCUUGCCGAAACAAAAGCGAUUACAGUUGACGUGUCAGGUGAAAUCAGAGCAAGCAAUAUAACGCUUCGAUCAAGAGCUGCGUUGAAUAUGCGUCCAGGAUCUCUUAUUAGAAAAGACGCUUUACAAAGAAUAGAGUCAUUGGUGUUACACCCCAAUUCUAGAGUAAAUUUUGUUUCYGCUGAUGUGGUUCUCACGGGAGAUUAUAUAUAUCUCAGUAAAAAUUCGAGAUUGACAACAACUAGUGAGUUAAAGUUCUUCAAUAUAACCGCAAGGAACAUGGUUCUAGACAGCCGUGCUAACUUUGACGCUUCUGGUGGCGGUUUAAAGAACGGCCCAGGAACACCAAUCACAUCCGGUUUUGGCUGCGGUCAUGGAGGAGAAGGAGGUGGCGUCAAUGGUGGGAAAGCUUAUGGUUCAAUGUUUGAGCCGAAACAUUUUGGCAGUGGAAAUGUAGUAAGAGGAGGAGGCAUUAUACUUAUUGAUGUUCAAGACACAUUAACACUUAAUGGAUUUAUAUAUGCAAAUGGACUGCAAAGUGGAAAAGGAGGUAGUAGUGGYGGUAGCGUUUUGAUCAAAGCAAAUUCACUUAAGGGUCAUGGGAAAAUUAAGACAGAUGGCGGUGACGCUGAUAGUUCCUCUGGCGGUGGGGCUGGUGGUCGAAUUGCUUUGUACAUAACACACUUCAGCACUUUUAAGGGAAUGGUAACCUCAUUUGGUGGAAGUGGUGGACGAUAUGGAGCACCGGGAACUGUGUUUSUUCAUGAAUACAUAGUAGGAAUACCACGAAAUACUACUGUCAUUGACAAUAACAAGCACAUUACAUCGUCAAAAACAAAAAUAAUGCACGGUACAAAGAGUUCUUACUUCAUUGGCAAACUUCGGCUUGUUGAUGGCGCCACCUUAGAAGUUGCAAACGUACCUUAUACCCAAAUGAAAAUCAAGGUGAAUGAAUUAGAUGGUGAUGGAAGUGGGAAGUUUCAUGUUCUGGCCAAUCAGACUCUUAUUCUUAGCGCAACUAAAGCAGUGACACCUCAACCUUUUAUGUUUCCAUGGGCAAUGAUAGUGGACAGUGGAGCAUCUCUCCAUCUUUCUCCUAAAAUACUUAUUACGAAAACUCAAACAAAGCCAUCUCUUUAUCUUGCUGGAAGACUCGUUGGAGGACAGGAGAUUAAUGUUGCAAAUGAUGGUGUUGUUGUCAUUGCUAAAACGGGAAUGAUUGGAACUUUAGAGGCUUUCCCUGGGAAGUUUUUCUUCAGAUCGUUAAAAGUGUCCAGUGGUGGGACAAUAAGAUUUGAAACAGAGCUAAAACAUAAAGUUCCCGUACUAGUGCAAUCCGUUUCUGUUGAUGUAGGAUUUGGUGGGACAAUGGAAGGACCACAUUUGCUCGUGAAAACACCUCAUCUAAAUGUAGCAUUUAAUGGGACGGUACAUGCAAAUGGCUUAGGAAAUAGACCCAAUCAAGGACCUGGCUCUGGUAGUGCCCAAAGUAAUUCAGGAGGUAGUUAUGGUGGAUGUGGAAGUCCUGGCAAUUGCAAGAUUUAUGGAUCUUUGUACAGAGCAACAGAAUUUGGCAGUGGAGGAGGUGGUAUUCCUGACCUUGAUCAAACCAAAGGCUCUGGAGGUGGCAUCAUUCAAAUUGAAGUAAAUAAGUUAGUUCUGAAUGGUUACAUUUCUUCAAAUGGCGGUAAUGGUAUGAACAGACUAGGUGGUGGUUCYGGCGGCAGUGUCAACGUUAGUGUGUCACAGAACUUUUCAGGACGAGGAGUUGUGACAGCAAAUGGUGGAGAUGGUUUUUUGUCAACUGGGUCAGGCGCUGGUGGAAGAGUAGCUGUUCUAGUAAAUUGUGAAUAUAAAUUUGGUGGUGAAAUGUCCUCUAAAGGCGGGCAAUCAAACUCAAUCAGUGCGUCUCCGGGAACAGUAUUCAUUGAAGAGGUUCGUCCAGGUUUUCUUUCAAAACGACUCCUAAUUGAUAAUCGCCAAAGAACGUCUUCUGUCCCAUCAUAUCUUGGACAUCAAAGAGUUACCUCCUACCAUUUUAACGUCCUCACACUGCUUGGAAAGAUUACUUUACACCUAGAUAAAGACAUUCUCGUUGAUAAGCUCAUAAGUAAUGAAGAUAGCACUAUUCAUGUUCAGGAUAAUGUAACCUUAGAAAUUGAACCGACAUCCGCCCUCCUAAAACCAUCGUGUAACUUUCAAGUCGAUCGUGAUGGAGAAAUAAGGCUUCCUGACACGGUGUCCUUCCUUGGUAAUAAAAACGUAUUUUCAGGAACGCUAACUGGUGUGCUUAACUUCAUUGUUGGUGUCAAUAGGGAGACUCAAUUUCUUUCAUCAGCCCGYACUGCUCGAUUUGUAGAUGGAAAAUACACAUUUAUUACUAAACGCGGAGAAUAUAGAUUUUCAUUUCUAAAGAUCAAGAAAAACGGAACAGUAUCAUUUCAAAACGCUCGUCUUAAAGAAAUCCCUCUCACUAUCGGAACCCUUGAAAUAAACUAUGAUGCCAAGAUACUCGGUAGCUGGCUCAGCAUCCGUUCCUCUACUAUAACAGUUAAUCCAGGUGGUAAGAUUGAUUUAUCUGGUCAAGGUUACACAAGUCAAUCUGGACCUGGAUCUGGAUACCGCAUUGGGUCGACUGGUACUGGAGCAGGUCACGGUGGAUAUGGAGGCAUCGCAUCAGGAAACUUUGGUUCUUGGUAUGGGUCAGCGUUAAAGCCUAACAUUUCUGGAAGUGGAGGAGGCUCGUGCUCCUCUGGAGUUGGUGGAAGCGGUGGAGGGUAUCUCGACUUAGAAGUGGUGACGUCCCUUCUUAUCAAUGGAGAAAUAAAUGCGGAUGGCAACAGCGGCGAUGUUAGAUGUGGUGGCGGCAGUGGAGGUAGCAUAUCAAUAUCGUCUARUGAAAUAAAAGGCAAUGGUUUGAUAAGCAGUUCUGGUGGUAGCUCAUCGAGUGGUGGAGGCGGCAGUGGAGGACGGAUAGCUCUUUACGUGAAAACUCCCUUUGGUUUUGAAGGAACCAUUAAGACAUUUGGAGGAGCAGGAGCUUCUUCAAGUGGAGCAGGAACUGUGUACAUCAAUGACGACAUCAAUCGCUUUGGAAGAAAACGGCUAUGGCUAGUAAAUCGUAAAUUUGCAGGAAAUUCACAAACUACUGUCCUUUCUGAGCCAAGCUCACAAACUGUUUAUUUUCAUGAGCUGAAAAUUCUUGGAAGCGUUCGAUUUGAAAUUGMUAGUCCGAAAAAGCAUCAAGUUUAUAUCAAAGUCGAUGAUUUUAUUGCUGACGGUUCKGGAGAGAUUGCCAUUAAAGCUGAUCAAACAAUGUAUGCUAAAGUGCUAGAGUCCAAAGAAACACACUUGACCAUGAAUACGAAUAUCCACAUAGAGGAGGGUGGUAAUCUUGUCGCUGCUUCCAAUGUUACCGUCGAUGGAGCAACAGUCAAUGUAGAUGGUCGAAUUUCCAACGUAAGACAUCUUGUAGUAGAAUCAAAUAGCCGAGUUCAAUUUGGUAUCACGUCGCAAACUGCAUUGAUGAAGGGAGAUAAGUUUAUUUUCCUAAGCCCACCAGGUACUCAGCAGUUUGCAACAGUGACAUUGAAAAGUGGAUCUGACUUCGGUGCUCCACAGAAUCUCACCUUAAGUGCUGGGACGGUUGACCUUAAAAAUGGAGUUGUACUUAAAGGGAGAUUUAUAGAUAUUAAAGCUCAAAAGCUGUUGAUAGGGAGAGGUGCUUCCCUAUUGACAAAUGAUGUAGUGGUAAUAAAAAGAUACCGAGGGGAAGGGAAAUCUUCUAUAAAAGGGGGAUCUGGYGGAGGACAUGGAAGUACUGGUGGCCAAUCAAAUGUCAAAGAAGCUGGUGGAACAUCGUAUGGGACGAUUUAUAGGCCAUAUCAGCCAGGGAAUCCGGGAGGCGAUGGGCCUAUUCCUUUCACGGGAGGGAAAGGCGGUGGUGUAAUUAGAGUCAUAGUUGAUUUUCUUUGGAAUGAUGGGACAAUAAGUUCAAAUGGUGGAAAUGCUGGCGGCUCAGAUGCUGGUGGYGGAAGUGGAGGAAGCGUUUUCAUUACAGUCAAGAAGUCACUCAAAGGUAGUGGUACGAUGUCAGCUGACGGUGGUCUUGGCGAUGGCUCUGGUGGCUGUGGUUCAGGUGGUAGAAUCUCAUUACAUCUCAGUAGCAGAUAUUCAUACAUUGGUAAGCUUCAAGCUCUUGGUGGUGUUUCGUCUGUGGUCUAUCAAUCUGGUGGUCCAGGAACAGUUUACAUUCAAGAAAUCAGAAAUAAAUUGACUUUCAAUCACCUUCACAUUGAUAAUCGUGGUCAAAGUUGGGAUAAUUACGUCACUCUCCAAGAGCGUUCAUUGAUGUGUGAUUUCGACGAGUUGUACGUUUACAGAAAUGCCUCACUCAGACUUUUUACUGACCAGUUACAUAGACAGUUAAAGAUAAUACGAUUGUUUGGCGAUCGAAGUGGACUUAUUCAUGCCUAUCAAAAUCACAGUGUUUACAUCGAAGCCCAAAUGGCUGUCACCAAACCCUCUAUUAACAUGAGAGUAGACAGUGGAGGGRAAGUUAUUCUUGCUCCAAAAACUUACGUUGUUGGAAAUGCACCAGUGGCCUUUGAGCUUAACGGAACAGUGUCAGGUGUGACUGAUUUAUAUAUCACUCAAAGUAGAUUUGUAAAGUUGAAUAAAGGUUCGCAUUCAUCAGGUCAARAAAAGCRAUUGAGUAGCUUUCAGCUAUCGAGUCUUAAACUUUAUAGUGGUAGCACUGUUACUUUGGAAGACGAAUGUGUCAUGAAUAUUGCUGUUGGACAUUUUAAUGUCAAAUUCCAUGCUUCUUUAUCUGCAUUUCACUUUAUAAUUCUCGCAUCGACAAUUGACAUCGAAACAGGUGGUCUGCUGAGUGCCUCGGGAGAUAACAAAGCUAGAGAAGCAGCAACGCCGCAUGCAACAUCCACUCUUCCCUUGGGAGCUGGUGCUGGACAUGCAACAGCGGGAGGGCGUGGAAAAGGUGGUGGUGGGGGCUCAUACCAUGGCUCAUUAUUUCACCCUAAUGCUGCUGGUAAAUACGGAGGAGCUGGAAUCAAUGGUAUUAGAGGCGGCAAUGCCGGCGGGGUUAUAAAUAUAACAGCUGGGUCACUAGUGAUAAAUGACGGGACCAUUACCGUAGCUGGUGGAGCUGCUUCGACUGGAAGUAGUGCUGGCGGAGGAAGUGGAGGAAGUUUAUUAAUAAAAACGAAAUUGUUUAAAGGAUCUGGACUGAUAACUAGCAAUGGGGGAAAUGGUGAUGGCAAAGACAGUGGUGCUGGUGCAGCAGGCCGUAUAGCAAUAUACACACAUGGCUAUUCAUACCGAGGUUUUUAUCUGACCUACGGUGGCACUUCAUUGGGGGGUAACCACGGUGGACCGGGUACUUUGUUUAUACAAGAUAUUCGCGCCCUACUUCCAUACACCACGYUACGAAUAGAUAAUCUAAUGAGAUCGCUGCAUGAUACUGUAGUAUUGGACGAAAAAAGGAUGGACUCAUAUGAUUUUUCUGAGGUUCAAAUCUGGAAACGUGCAUCCAUAACCAUGGCKCCAAGAAAUAAAAAAACUGUCUUACGGAUGGACAAGCUGGUUGGUGAUAGAACUGGACUCAUUCAUGCCCAAGAUAAACACAUCGUUUACCUAGAAGCAUCGAAAACAGYUCACAGUGUUUCUAAGCCAGCUGUAAAUCUGCGAAUAGAUCAAGGAGGAGAAAUGGUGUUUGGUGCAUCUCUGUAUAUUAUUGGAGAUGGUGCAAAGAACACUGGGCAAAUAUUAGGCGAUUCCUCUUUUACUCUUAACGGUCGCAUGACUGAUGCUGCUAACCUUGUAAUUUCAAAAGCCUUGAAAGUACGGUUUGCAAGUAACGCCCAUUCCUCAGAUAUAAUUGAUGGUAAGCCUUUUGUAAGUAAGAUAGGAGAGUUUAUACUAGCCAGAUUCGAGAUUCAGGAUGGAGCAGAACUUCUUUUUAACCAUUCUGCUGGAAUGCAGGCCGUAAUUGGUGUUCUUCACAUGAAGUAUGGUUCUAAGAUCAUAUCAGAUAGGUUCAACGUCAGUGCUACAACUCUUCUAAUGGAGUCAGGAAGUACAAUCACCUCAUCUGGCCCUGACAGGCCGACUCCAAGCAUUGGCCCUACUAUACCAGGAUCUUGUUUAGGGUCUGGAGGAAGCUAUGGAAGUCAAGGUGGUAUCGGACAUGGUGGGACUGUUAGAAGACCAUUUGGUACGCUGUUCGGUCCAACCGACUACGGAUCUCCUGGUUGCCCUGGAAACAGCAAUGGAGGAAAGGCAGGUGGUGUCAUAUUUUUUAACGUAGGAGACGAACUCUAUUUGGAUGGGGUAUUUCAAUCAAACGGCCAAAAUGCAGGGCCAGGAUCCAACGCUGGAGGAGGAAGUGGAGGAAGUAUUUGGAUAAGAAUGGGUCGUUUUAGUGGACAUGGGAGCAUAACAACUGCUGGUGGGUCAGGAAAUGGAUUGUCAUCCGGUGGUGGUUCCGGUGGACGUAUUGCACUACUGAAUCGACACACUCAAAACAAGUAUCUUGGUGUGUAUUCAUCCUUAGGUGGUGAUGCUGGAGACUCAAGAAAAGCCCAAACUAAGUACUCUGGCGGCCCUGGUACGAUUUACGUACAAGACAUUAGAAAUGAGCAAGUGUAUCGUAAACUAUUAAUCGACAACAAGAAAAGGCCUUGGGACCACUACUUGACUUUAGACGAAAAUGUAAAUUCCUACAUAUUUGAUGAAGUGAGUCUAAUACGCAAUGCGUCUUUGCAUAUGAUACCUGAUAACCGCUUUCUCAAUCUUACUAUUCAUAAAAUUGUUGGUGAUCGAAGUGGACUUGUCCAUAUACACAGACGUCAARUGUUAAAGGCAGAAUACAAACCGACGUCUUACACUAUUACAAGGACUGCAACAAACUUUAAACUCGACAAUGGAUCUGCGGCAAUAAUGGCUACUACGGUAAAUAUCAUCGGCCUCGGUAAAGUGGCAUUUUCUUGGAAUGKAAGACUUAUCAAUGUACGCCAUCUUCGCAUUGCACAUGGCCGACGAGUGGAGGUCGACUGGCAUGCUCAUACCGCUGMUAUUAGGGAUGGCCGUUACCAGUUUAUCGAUCCAGACGGAAGCUUCACAUUUUCUUCAUUGGAGUUCGGUAGUGGAACAAUAAUCAAUUAUCCACCACCCAUGGGCGUACACGUAACGUCGGGGUUUUUGGAUAUCAAGUUUAAUUGUCGCUUCACUGCAGAGUACUUUGAAAUUGAUGCUACAGACUUCUACCUUGAACCUGAUGCUGUAUUAUAUUGCAAAGGACGCGGCUUCACGUCGCAGGCUUCUAAAGGAUCUGGCAAAGACUCUCCAAAUGGUGGUUCAGGAGCAGGCUGUGGUACAGUUGGUGGAAGUGGCAAAUCAGUUUCCGGUGGCGAGGUUUACGGAUCAAUAUACGAGCCUAUUCUUCCUGGCGCACGUGGAGGAUGGGGACCUGUGAGUGCUGGAAGUCGUGGCGGAGGUCGUAUAMGAGUUGACGUUGGUUAUGCCUUUGUUCUUGAUGGAAUUUUAAAUACUGAUGCGGACGACGUUCCUCCUAAUUCUGGCAGUGGUGGUGGUAGUGGUGGCAGCGUUCUGAUUAAAACCGGGUAUAUGAGAGGACAUGGCUCAGUUCUUGCUCGUGGGGCUGCUUCUAACAUUCAUAAGUCUUCUCGUGGAGGUAGUGGCUCUGGCGGUCGUGUUGCAGUGUACAUUCGAAUAAAAGAUGAGUACCGCGGUGGGUUUUAUGCCCUUGGAGGAGUUGGAUCUGGUGACCAGCAUGGUGGUUCAGGGACUAUCUAUGUCGAAGAAACUGUUGGUAAGAAAUUCUAUCGUCGUUUGUAUAUUGAUAACCAGGGAGCCAAACCAGUCAAGACUUUCAUUUUGGACCAAAUGAACCCAAGAACUGUUAGAGCUAAUGCUACUGAAGAAAACAGCGCAAGCUAUGGAUUUGAUGAACUUAUGCUUCAAGGAGAGGCCUUGUUCAAGAUCGCUUAUAGUCCUCAUCCUUCAAUAACCGUACAUACAGUCAUCAGCGACGGUUUAUCUACUAUCCACAUUCAACCUCAUCAAAAGUUUUAUAUCGAAUACGACGAGGUUACACUCAGACGUUCCUUCCCGAAAGUUAACUUUAUCCUCGACUAUGAUGGUGAGCUUUUCCUUGUUCCUGACUUCCAUGUAUCAGGACUUAAAAGUCCUGCCAUCGAAUUCAAUGGCAGAAUGACGGGUGUGUCUAACCUUACCUUAGCUGAAGGUAGGCUUAUUCGUGUUGGCAAAAAAGCAAGUACUGCAUUAACUAAAGGAGGAAACUACACAGAAACUCCUGUAGAYGGAGAGCUARCUUAUGGUGCUCUAGUGAUGGAAGCACGAUCAAAACUCUUCUUUGAGGAGAAGAUUGAACUGGAAGCAGACACACUCCACAUGAGAAAAAGUACUUUGAUAUCCGGCUCUUCGGUUAAUAUGAUAUGCGCUGAAGUAUUAAUAGAGGGAGGUGCAAAUAUAACCACUUCAAGACAAGGACCAUCUGCAGGAAAUGGAGAAAUGCCUGGAUUAGAAAGAAAUGGAGUAGGAUCUGGUGCUGGGCAUGGCGGAUACGGUGGACCCAGUAUGUAUGGUAACGGUAGCAACGGUUAUGGCUCUUAUUUUGCUCCAACUCAUACAGGUAGUGGCGGAGGGGGAGCGUCAGGAGGAAGAGGUGGAAGUACGAUUAAGAUGGACAUCUCGAGAUCAUUUCAUCACGACGGUUUGAUACUAAAUGAUGGUGGUGACGGUCUUUCGAAUUGCGGUGGUGGUAGCGGAGGAAGUAUCUUCAUAAAGACACUUACGUUUUCUGGACAUGGAAAUAUUACAGCUCAUGGAGGCAAUGGGCAGGGUAAAGGUGGUGGUGGGGCAGGUGGAAGAAUAGCUGUUCAUGUGUCAUGGUUAAGAGAGUAUGCUGGAUUAUAUAUGGCAURUGGCGGCUAUGGAUUUAAGGCAGGCGCUAGUGGCACUGUGUACUAUACAGAUACCAAUCAGGGUCUAUCACAUAGACCAGAACUUAAAAAUAAAGGACCUGAUAACCAGACAGUGUAUGGAUAUGGAUAUACAAAACUGAUCAUCGAUAACCAAAACAGAAACCCAGAUAUUGCAACUAUUAUUAUCAAUGAAAACACUACAUACUAUGAAGUAGAUGACCUCGAAACUAAAAACUAUGCCAUUCUUCACAUCCAUGGAGACAAGGCAGUGUUGGUUGCUCRUAAGUUCUCUGGGGAUCGCACUGGGCUUGUUCACCUCCGAAGUGGCCAAACAAUGUUUGUUGAAGUCAAAGAGUCACAAAAGGGUUACACAGUUGCUCCUGUAAGUUACAAAGUAGAAAGAGGUGCAGAGAUUGCUUUUCCUUCGUCUUUAACACUCUUGGGAAUGAGAUGUACUUUUGAGGGUUUUGUUGUUGGCGUGUACGACAUGGUAAUUGCUGAGGGAUCAGAUGUUGUAUUUUCGUCGACRACCCAAACUGGAAUCAAAGAGAAUGGAACAUAUCAAGUUCUAACUACACCUGGUAAUAUAACUUUUCCAGAAGUAUAUGUUCAAAAAGGAUCACGUUUAGAAUUCUCUAAGAUUACUGACUCCCUUACGUUUACUGCUCUGAUAUUCAGAAUCAAAUUUCACAGUCUCGUUAAUAUGAACCAUGGAACUAUAGAUUCUUCCUGGGUUUGGUUAGAGAGCGGUGGUCGCCUUGUCCUUGAUGGCACAGGUUAUAAUAAUGAAUCUGGUCCUGGAAAAGGAAUUACAAAAAAUAAAGCGGGUAUGGGAGCAGGCCACGGAGGACAAGGUGGAGGGUUUGUUUUUGGCGUGAACGGUGGUAAUCCUUAUGGUUCUGUGUACCGUCCUUUGCACUUUGGCAGUGGAGGUGGAAAUGGUAAAGGUCAUGGUGGAUCGGGAGGAGGAAUGCUGUAUUGGAAAGUAGGUCAGGAAAUCGAACUUGAUGGAUUAAUAACACUGCGAGGAAUGAAUGGUUCUGGUACUAAUGCCGGGGGCGGUAGUGGUGGAGGUAUCUUCAUUGAGUGUACCAACAUAACUGGCUAUGGAGAGAUCAAUGUUCAGGGUGGAAAUGGGAAUGAUCUCGGUUCUGGUGGAUCUGGUGGCAGGCUGGCUGUGCACAUUCGAUUUCGUCACAAGUUUUCUGGAAAAUACAAAGCAUAUGGAGGUUAUGGCAAUUCUACAGCAGCCGCGGGAACAGUCUAUGUCGAAGAAACAUCUCGUGGGCCCCAGUAUGCUCUUCUAAAAUACAAUAAAUUAACCAACACAACAAAAAUAGUUGCGACUCAUCGAUACGUGGAAGUGGACGGUGACAACCGAAAAACAAGUUUAAAUACUCUUCUAUUAGAACAAGAGCAUGUCCAAUACGAGCUCGAAGAAUUAUUUUUAACCAGGUAUUCCAACUUACAAGUGCGACAUCCACCUGCAGCUGAUAACGUAACUGUCAUUGUUCACCGCUUCCUCGGAGAUGGUACCGGACGCUUUCACAUUCGCAAAGAUCAAGUUAUUUACGUUGAAGUUAUCGAGUCAGAAACAAACGAAACGUCACCGCCUUGUAAUUUUUUGAUUGACGAAGAUGCAGAAAUUAUAUUCCCUUCAAUUGUUGAUAUAAGAGGGAUGAGAACAAUUAUAAAUGGACGAGUCACAGGAGUCCAUGAUCUGUCAAUUGCAAAAGGAGGGUACCUGGAAGUUUCUUCUUCAACUCAAACUGCAAGAAUAGAAAAUCGGCGUUACGUUGAAAUCGCCGAAAAGGGGAACUUUUCUUUCGGCACCGUUACAAUUAAGCGUCGAUCAACGUUAACUCUUACAAGAGUAAAAUACCCAUUAGUAAUCAAAUGUGCUGAGUUCAGAAUCAAAUACGAAGGAUUGAUAACCAUAAAUUAUGGCUCAAUUUACUCGGCUUAUGGAUGGAUUGAAAGUGAAGGGAAGCUACUCUUAGACGGAAAAGGGUUUGGUCCUGAAAAGGGAACUGGUAGGGGAAAUACUGUGCAUGAUAUUGGAUCUGGUGCUGGUCAUGGUGGUGAGGGAGGAAAGACAAAUAAUUCUAAAGGAGGAUCACCGUACAAUUCUGUUUAUUCACCUUACAUGUUUGGAAGUGGCGGGGGAAAUGGUCAGGGUACUGGAGGACGCGGUGGAGGCAAGCUUUAUUGGGAUGUUGGUCAGCGUAUAGAAAUUAAUGGAUUUAUAGGAAAUAGAGGUUUAAAUGGAACUGGCUUAAACUCUGGCGGUGGAAGCGGAGGAAGCAUGCUGAUCAAAGCUACAAAUGUAUCCGGGCAUGGUGAGUUAGCUGUAACAGGUGGAUCUGGUACAGGUCUUGGUGGUGGUGGUUCAGGAGGACGAAUUGGUAUCCUGUGUAGAUGGAGAUAUAAAUAUGGAGGUAAACUGACAGAUCAUGGUGGACAAGGGAGUAAAUAUGGAGGUGCAGCUGGCACAAUAUACAUUGAAGAAAACAAUCGACCUUUGCAAUAUAGAGACUUGAAAUACAAUAAACGAUUGAACAAAACAUUGAUGACAGUUAAUCACAGAUAUAUUCAUAUUGACAAUGCGGGAUAUGAUGUUGAAGGAGCUACAAUGGUCAUGGAAGAAGGUUCACAUUACUAUGAAUUUGACGAAAUGGAACUGACAGGGAACUCUAGACUCCUUCUAUAUAAUCCURAUAACCAGAAUGUAACCGCCGUUGUGCAUAAGUUCGUUGGUGAUAAAACCGGUCAAUUUCACCUACUUAAAAAUCAAAAGAUAUUUGUUGAAGUAGUGGAAUCCGAGUCUAAUAUAACCGAGGCACCAUGUAGUUACCGCAUUGAUAUUGGCUCAGAAAUAGUCUUUCCAGCAGAAGUUCGCAUGCAUGGGACGAGAAGUGAAAUUGCAGGCUUGAUGACUGGAGUUCAUCACUUUAGAGUAGCAUCCGGUGCUGGAGUUACAAUUUUCUCAACCACUCAAACAGCUCUUAUCGAAAAUCGUGUAUAUGUCGAUGUAUCACAACCUGGAAAUGUGUCUUUUGCUACCUUAAUAGUCAAGCGUAAUGGCAUUAUCGAGCUUCGAAAGAUAACGGACUUUCUUAAAGUUACUGUCAACGAGCUUACCAUCAAAUACGGGGGAACUAUUAAAAUGAAUCAUGGGGAACUUUUAUCGUCAUUUGCUUGGUUAAAUAGUCAUGGUUACCUCUUGGUGGAUGCAACAGGUUAYUCCUCCGAAUCAGGUCCCGGUGCUGGGAAGACAUUGACGUUCCGUGGAAGAGUCAUUGGAACAGGUGCAGGUCAUGGUGGAGAGGGUGCAAUAAAUGGUGGUCAACCAUAUGGAUCUGUUUAUCGUCCACAAGUACUUGGUAGUGGUGGAGGCAAUGGUCAGGGUAAAGGUGGGCAUGGUGGUGGGCAACUACUUUGGAAAGUUGGCAAAAGACUUGAACUAAAUGGUUACCUAUAUGCGAGAGGUGGAAAUGGAACAGGAAUCAAUGCAGGUGGUGGUAGUGGAGGCAGCAUUCUCAUUGAAACUACAAACAUGACUGGUCAUGGUACCAUUUCGGUUGAGGGUGGUAGGCCUACUGGAAAAGGUGGUGCUGGAGCAGGGGGAAGAAUUUCAAUCCACUGUCGGUGGCGCUUCACUUUCGCUGGAAAACUAUCGUUUUAUGGAGGUAUUGGAGCUAAUCUUUCCUCAAGCGGUCCAUCAGGCACAAUGUAUCGGGAACAAAACAAAAGGUCUUUAGAGUAUCGACAUCUUAAGUAUAACAAAGUAGCCAACACGUCGAUUCUCCUAGUUGACAACACGUUUCUGCACAUUGACAACGAAGGGCGUAAUGUCCCUGGUGCUUCAAUGCUCAUGGAAGAACAAACUGUCUACUACGAAUUUUACGAGCUAGUCCUAACUGGAUAUUCUCGUUUGUUAAUAUACCACCCCAAAGACAGCAAGAAUGUUACUCUUGUGACUCAUAGUUUUGUUGGGGAUAGAACAGGUCAGCUACAUAUAAGGAAAAAUCAAAUUGUUUACGCCGAAGUCGUCGAAUCUCAAACCAAUAGAACUGAAGCCCCUUGUAGCUUCUUCCUUGAUCAAGGUGGAGAGCUUCUCGUACCAGCAGAGUUUCACGUACAUGGUAUAAGAUCUGUAAUAAAUGGACGACUAACAGGGGUGCACUUUCUAUUUAUUGAAAAUAGUGCCAGCUUGACGAUAUCUAACACUGCUGAAACAGCAAUCAUAGAAAACCGCACCUAUGUGGAGAUUACUAAGCCUGGGAACAGUUCGUUUGCACACCUCAUCAUCAAAAAUGGAGGAUUACUAAAUCUUGUAAGAAAACCAGGAGUCACAUUGUCUGUAACUUCGACCUUAUUUGAGAUUCAAUACAAAGGAACAGUUCUUGUAAAUCAUGCUGAAUUUUACUCUACUUUUGCUAUGAUCGAAACGAAUGGUGUUGUACGGCUAGAUGGCGCUGGUCAUGCUGGUGCUAAAGGACCUGGUACCCCWGACGACCUUCCUGGACAAUAUGGCUCAGGUGCUGGUCAUGGAGGACAGGGAGGGCUUUCUUCGAAUGGCCACACUAAUGGAAAGGCUUAUGGUUCCGUUUACAAACCCAGCGAGCUUGGAAGUGGUGGCGGRAAUGGAACUCAAAACGCUGGCGGCUCAGGCGGUGGUUGCCUGUUGUGGGAUGUCAGUAAAUUUCUUCACCUCGAUGGACUUAUAACAGCGCGUGGGCAAGAAGCAUUGGGAAAUUAUGGCGGGGGAGGAAGUGGUGGCAGUAUUCUAGUUGAUGUAAUGAAUAUUACUGGACAUGGAGAAAUUAAUGUAAAUGGCGGUGCUGGUAAGACUAACGGUGGUGGAGGUUCGGGCGGCCGCAUUGGUAUCCAUGUUAACUUCCAAAACAAUUAUGGAGGUGUAUUCCGGUCUGUUGGAGGUCGCAGCAAUAAAAUGUCACUUGCUGGCGCUGCAGGAACAGUAUAUAAAUAUGAAAGCAGGCGAGGCCCACAGUACCGAGAGCUGAAAUACAACCCAAAUGGCAACUUUUCGUACUUCAAACCGCAACAUUCCAAAGUUAAAGUUGACAGUGAAGAUGUCAAUGUUCCAAUUCAUGCUGUUAUAAUGGAAGAUGAUACAGUUUCCUAUGAAUUUGAUGAGAUGCAGGUUGAAAAUCACGCCACAGUUGUUUUCUAUCAUCCCAAAAAAGCUAAAAAUGUGACCGUCAUAGCGCAUGAAGUGACUGGUGAUAAAACAGGAAUUAUUAAACUUACCCGAAGGCAACGGCUGUUCGUGUUUGUCGUGGAGUCCACCCAUACAUAUAUGGAUGCACCAUGCUCGUUCUUUGUGGAUGACUAUGCUGAGAUCAUUUUCCCAACACACGUGGUUCUCAUAGGCGAAACAUCAACCAUAAAAGGCCGAAUAACAGGUGUCGAAAAACUAGUUGUGGAACGUGGAGGUUUAAUUGAGUUUUCAAGCACCGCUCAUACUGCUAGUCUUCCGAUUCAUUCCAACUGGCAUCUUGAUAAUCCCUUUGAACCGUUUACACCUGGCAUGUUGAUAUUUCCAUCUGUUACAAUCACAAACAAAGGGGUUCUGAGAGUGAGUUAUUCUGGUGUUAAAGCUUUCUUGUUAAUUGGUGAUACAACAGUUAAGAAAGGUGGAACGCUUUUGCUCAAAACUAGGUAUGUCACUAUCCAUGGUGGUGAUCUUACUAUAGAGGGUGGAGGAGUCAUCGAUGGAACAGGAAGUGGUUUUCCCUCUGGGCAAGGACCUGGAAGUGGUACUGGCUCCGUAGGUGGAUCCUAUGCAUCUGCAGGAGGACGUGCAAGUUCGGGAAAGCAGUAUGGGUCAUUAUACACACCCAAGUUACCUGGUAGUGGUGGAGGGGGUGGUGCUGGUGGAGCUUGGCUAGAAGUUAAUACAGGAGGACGUUUCCAUGUUGAUGGCAGUGUUAAAUGCAAUGGUGAAGGUAAUCAAGGAUCGUCUAGUGGCGGUGGAAGUGGUGGUACAAUAAUCAUCCGGACGUUGUUUCUAAAGGGAUAUGGCACACUUGAAAGUAUUGGAGGUCCAAGUAUCCAAGGUGGUGGUUCUGGAGGCCGGAUUGUCAUUAGAUUGACAGAACCAUUUAUGUUCCGUGGUGUGAUUKCUGCUUGGGGUGGCAGUAGUACCAAUUCAGCGCAUGGUAGUCCUGGAACUGUCUAUAUACAAACAAAUAUUGGUGACGAUGAAUAUAAGUUACUUUUCGUGGACAACCUCAAUCGAGACGAAAAGUUCCAAGUACUUUUGGAUGAAACAACAAUGGAUGAGUAUCGUUUUGAUGAAGUUAAACUUGUUAGAAAAGCAACACUUGCUCUGAAAAAGAAACCAGGUCGAAAUCCCAAACUUUACGUGUUUAAAACAUCUGGAGACAAAAGUGGUUUGUUUUACGUCAGCCAGGGCACAAUAAUCCAUAUAGAGCCAAAGAGCAUCCGAACCCAGCCUCCUGUAAACUUUGAAGUGAAGCAAGGGGGAUUCUUAGAGCUGCCUCUCUUUACUGGACUGUCAGGGUUAAGAUCCUAUUCAAUGAAUAUUGAAGGGUAUGUGUACGGAGUUGAAGAGCUUCAAAUUUCUAAAUCGUUAAGCGCAAGAUUUUCCAUAUCUGGACAGUCUUCAUGUUAUGGAUGCAGUUUGCCGAUUUCUCAAGGGCAGUACUGGUUCAAGAGGCUUAAGAUCGCAAACAGUGCCAAAGCAGAAAUAUCUAGCAAUUCUGUAAAUGUUAAGACAAAAACUAUAGUACUGCAUAUACAGACUUUGGAUGUACAAGGUACAGCGUCAAUAAACACCGACGUUAUGGAUAUCUUCACCGAUUUUAUGAAAAUCCAAUGUGAUGCUAAGAUUGAUUCUUCUUCUCGUGGUUACCGAGCGUAUCAGGGACCUGGGUAUCACAGUGGAUGUGGAUCUACAGCUGGUGCUGGACAUGGUGGCGAGGGAGGCUACGGUGAAAAAUGGGGUUGCUAUAAGUGCUCUCAGUCAGGCAAGGGAUUGGCGUACGAAAGCCCCUGCACAGCAUCURUGGCUGGAAGUGGUGGAAGCCAACCUGGAGGAGGGGUUAUAUAUUCUACAACUGAGCGUUUAAUAGAGCUUGAUGGCUCAAUCAAUGCAAACGCAUAUAUGACAGCAGGACGUGGACAAGGCGGUGGAAGUGGUGGAACUAUAUCUGUAAAUGCAAGGUAUUUCGAGGGACAUGGAAACCUUAGAGUUCAAGGUGGUAAUGGUGCUUACUGGAGGUCAUAUAACUAUCAAUGUCACUCCCGAUAUCAGUACUCGCAAGGUGGAGGAGGUGGUGGUGGUCAUCUUCGUCAUUUCUCACCAGAAGCGGUCAGAAGAAACAUAUUACGAAACAGAGCUGUUUCAGGUGGAAGUCCACGGUCAGGAGCUGGAAGGAUAUGUGCUGACGGUGAAAAAUGCAGCGGUCAUGGCACAUGGAAUGCUGCAAUAGGCAGCUGUUCGUGUACACAUGGAUAUUAUGGUGUUAGCUGCUCGUAUCGCUGUGACCCCAACACGAACUGCUUGAAUCAUGGUCAAUGUACUGGCUCCGGUGGUUGUAUUUGUAACCUUGGUUAUGUUGGGUAUCACUGUGAGCAUCGUUGUAGUCCUGAUAUAGACUGUAGUAGUCAUGGGCGUUGUUCUGUAACUGGAAAAUGUUUAUGUGACCCCUGUUAUCAUGGUGAUAAAUGCCAGUACCACUGCUCUGGUCGUGGAAACUGUAUAGCCAAUAGUUGUAAAUGCGAUUCUUGUUAUGUUGGUACAUAUUGUCACUCUGAGUGCUCUGGCCAUGGUAACUGUACCGAUUCCAAGUGCGUUUGCUCGUCGAAACGGAAAGGAAUCUUUUGUGAGGUUCCAAAGUGUCCAAACGAUUGUUCAGGGCAUGGCAUUUGUAACAGCUUUUUGCUUAAAUGUGCCUGUGAACCAGGAUGGGGUGGUAUUGACUGCAGCUUACCUGACUGUUCUGGUGAGCCAAGCUGCUUCGGACGUGGCCAGUGUAUAGAAAUAGAUGGUGUUACAGCUUGUCGAAACUGUACAGCAGGCUGGAUGGGACCAGCAUGUAAUGACCCAUGUGUUAAUGGUGUGCAGAAACCUAUGGACAGUGGAAUAUGUGUGUGUGAUCCUUGUUGGUCAGGAAAAGGCUGCAAUUCGCUCUGCAUGGGACACGGUGUUUGUCAAGCGAACUAUUGUGUUUGCGAUCCAUUAACUGGUUGGCGAGGUGAGUUGUGUCAAAUACCAGGUUGUCCAGGAAUUGGGGAAGAUUGCAGUGGAAAUGGUGAAUGCAAUGGUGCAACCCACACUUGCACUUGUAAUAAGGGAUGGACAGGAGUAGGGUGUCACAUUCCAGACUGUCCAGGGGCUCCGAACUGUAACAACAGAGGAUUUUGUAACACCACGUUGGAGCCUCCUUCGUGUACUAACUGCUCAGCAGGAUGGAUGGGACCAGGAUGUGGCGAUCGUUGUCUUUAUGGUAAACAAGUACCAAUGGAUAGCGGUAAUUGUGUUUGCUUUCCAGGCUAUACAGGGGUAGGAUGUGACAGUGAAUGCUCACAACAUGGUAAAGUAGUGAAGGGAAAGUGUGUGUGUAAUGAUGAAUGGCGUGGUACUCUAUGCGAGAAUCCCGGGUGUCCAGGAAUAAGAUCUGAUUGUAGUAGUCAUGGUGACUGCAACACAGCAACACAUAAAUGUACUUGUCGUAAUGGCUGGACAGGAAGGGGAUGUGAAAUUCCAGAUUGCCAAGGAGUACCAAAUUGUUUUGACCGGGGAUAUUGUAAUAUUACCUUUGAUCCUCCUGUAUGUACCAACUGCUCACAAGGCUGGAUGGGACCUGGAUGUGGAGAUCCUUGUCUACAUGGAAAACAAGUACCUAUGGACAGCGGCAAUUGUGUUUGUGAUCCAGGAUGGGUGGGUGUUGGCUGUAAUAGUGAAUGUUCAGGUCAUGGCUCUGUAAUCAAUGACAUGUGUCAGUGCCAUGAUGGAUGGAGGGGUACAUUGUGCGAGAAUCCCGGUUGUCCAGGUAAAGGGAGUGACUGUAGUGGUCACGGUGAAUGCAACAGUGCAACCCAUGUAUGUAUUUGCAACAAUGGAUGGACAGGAGAUGGUUGUGAAGUGCCUGACUGUCCAGGUGACCCAGAUUGCAACCGCAAAGGUCACUGUAACGAUAGCUACARCCCCCCAAGGUGUACAGACUGCAUACAAGGCUGGAUGGGACCAGCUUGUGAUGAUCAUUGUACAUAUGGUAACCAAGUCCCUAUGGACAGUGGUAAAUGUCAGUGUUAUCCAUGCUAUUCAGGUAGCGGGUGUGACAUGGAGUGUUCAAAUCACGGGAAAUGCCGAGGAAAUCAAUGUGUGUGUGAUCCUGUAACUGGUUGGCGUGGUUCUCUUUGUGAGGUUCCUGGAUGCCCUGGAGAUGGAAAAGACUGUACUGGUCAUGGGACGUGUGAUAGUGUAAACCAUAAAUGUAUCUGUGAUCCAGGGUGGAAGGGACGUGGAUGUAACAUUCCUGAUUGCCCUGGAACACCAGACUGCUUUGGGCGCGGUUUCUGUAAUGGGACAGGAAGAGGCUCACCAAUUUGUACAAGUUGUAAUAAGGGAUGGGCUGGAUCAGACUGUAACCAGCGUUGUCUCCAUGGCCAUCCAAAAGACGGAGUUUGUGUCUGUGAACCGUGCUUUACCGGAAGUGGAUGCGACAGUGAGUGCUCUGGUCAUGGCGAGUGUGUAAAAGGAAAGUGUCAGUGUGAUCGAAAUAAUGGCGAUGCAUAUGUAGGUGAAAAGUGCGAACUUCCAGGAUGCCCAGGUAGAGAUGGUAAUUGUAACGGCAAAGGAUUUUGUAAUAUGCGUUUGAAUAAGUGUGAAUGUUAUCCUGGAUGGGCUGGYGACGGUUGUGACGAACAUGACUGCCCUGGUUACCCCCCAUGCUCAAACCAUGGAGACUGCAGCAACACGUUUCCAAGGAAGUGCAAUUGUCACUCCAAGUGGGCCGGAGAAAUCUGUAAUAUUCCGUGUGUUAAUGGCUUAAACUAUGGCAAUUCAUCAGGAUGUAUCUGUGACCCAUGUUACUCUGGAACAGGAUGUGAUGCUGUCUGUUCUGGAAAUGGCAAAUGCAGGAAUAAAAGGUGUUUUUGUGAUAUCGAAAAGGGCUUUAAAGGGGAUGUGUGCGCUAUACCAAGCUGUCCAGGAUUUCCUCACGACUGCAGCAACCAUGGAAAAUGUAAUAAAGCAACGCUUAAGUGCCAGUGUGACCCUGGUUGGUCAGGGAGGGCUUGCAACAUACCUGACUGUCUUGGAGUUCCUGAAUGCAACAAUCGCGGUAAUUGUCUCMCGCCAUCCUACCCUGGUGCGCAGCCAAUUUGUAAUUGUACGAAGGGCUGGGCAGGUGUUGCCUGUGAAUUGCCAUGUGUACACGGUAAUUCUACUAAUGAUGGUGAAUGUUCUUGUGACCCAUGCUACAAUGACAAGGGAUGCCAAUUCAUGUGUUCUAAUCACAGCGAUGUAUGUAUCCAAGGACAAUGUGACUGUGGAUUUGAUGGAUGGAGAGGACAAUUUUGCGAAGUAAAACGAUGUCCAGGGCACAAAGUAGACUGUUCUGGUCGUGGUCAGUGUUUGUCAAUCACAGGAACGUGCAUGUGCGACGUAGGAUGGAAGGGUAUCGGUUGUGAAAAACCAGAUUGUCCAGGAGAACCAAACUGCAACGACAGAGCAAGAUGUAUUUCAGACAAGAUUCCCUAUUGCGGCCCAUGUAAGUCAGGAUGGUCGGGGCUGGCAUGUGAGGUGCCUUGCGUAAAUGGCACUCAAAGUAAAACAAAUGCGAAAGUUUGUGAGUGUGAACCGUGCUACAAUGGCCUGAGUUGUGAUAAAAUGUGUUCAGGAAAAAAUGGCACAAUGUGUUUGAAUGGUACUUGUGAUUGUGGAUUUGAAGGAUGGAGGGGUGAACUCUGCGAAAAUGUUGGCUGUCCAGGAUGGGGUACUGACUGCACUGGACACGGGACAUGCAACAGUGCAACCGGGUCAUGUACCUGUAAUGCCAUGUGGAGUGGGAUCGGUUGUGAAAAGCCCGACUGCCCUGGGACACCAGACUGCAAUAAUAAUGGAGAUUGUAUUAGUGCCGACAUACCUUACUGUAAAUGCAAAAAGGGGUGGAUGGGGGCCGCAUGUGAAAUCGCAUGCACUCACGGUAAUGUGCGUAUAACAGCCGAUGGACAGUUUGUCUGUGACUGCCAUUCUUGUUACAGUGGGAUAUCAUGUGACAUUGAAUGUUCAGGAAAGGGUAAUUGUACUAAUGGCACUUGUGAUUGUGGUUUCGAUGGCUGGCGAGGACCUGCCUGUGAGACAAAAGGGUGUCCAGGAUGGUAUAAAGAUUGUACUGGGCAUGGCUCAUGUAUAGCGGCUCUCGGACUGUGUUAUUGUCGACCGGGUUGGGGAGGAAAAGGUUGCCAUAUACCUCAAUGUGCUGGAGGAGGAAAUUGCAGUGGUCAUGGUACUUGUGAUGGAAUGCACUACGAUCCUCCUAUCUGUAUAUCCUGCGAUCCUGGUUAUAUGGGGGAUGACUGUGGGAUACCGUGUGUGCACGGUAAUGUCACAAAAACCGUGAGUGGACAAGUCUGCGUGUGUGAUAGCUGUCAUACUGGAGUGUCUUGUGACAAGGAAUGCGACCGUCACGGUUCAUGUGUCGCAGAUCACUGUCAAUGCAGUAAAGGAUGGCGCGGGGUAAAAUGCCAGAGAGUAGGAUGCCCUGGUGUUGGAACAGACUGCAGUAAUCAUGGCGUUUGCUUAAGCGUUACACAACAAUGUGACUGUUUUAGAGGAUGGAAGGGUGAGGGCUGUGAAAUACCUGAUUGUCCUGGUUUUCCUGACUGUAACAACAAAGGAGACUGUGAUGGCAACAUCAACCCUCCUCGCUGUACAAACUGCACUAAUGGAACAAUGGGUGUAGGUUGUGAAUUGCCUUGCAUCCACGGGACAGAAUUCCCCCCUCGUUCAUCAAUUUGCAAGUGUGAUCCAUGCUWCAAAGGUUUGGCUUGUGAAAUCGAAUGUUCGGGAAAGGGGUCUUGCAACAAUCUUUCUUGUACUUGUCAUCAAGGKCGUAAAGGAGAUUUGUGUCAAUUCCUGGAUUGUCCAGGAGAACCUGAUUGUAGUAACCGUGGUACAUGUGUACAACAAGGACGUUUUCCCUUGUGCCUAUGUAAUCAAGGCUUUGAUGGUCCAGACUGUAGCCGUCUCGUGUGCCCAGGAACACCAAUGUGUAACAAUCGUGGCAAUUGUACUCUCGUCGGCAAUGUUCCACAGUGUACUUGUAGAAACGAAUUCCAAGGCAGUUCUUGUGAAAAAUGUAAACCUCGUUACACAGGAUCUGAAUGUGAAGGUUGUAUUACUAACUAUAUCGGAUGGAAUGGAAAUUGCGAUGUUUUCUGUGUGCACGGAGAUGCAAAAGGCCCGAAUGGUGAUAUCUGUAGAUGUCACAAAAAUCCGUUACAAGGCUACUGGAAUGGAACAACAUGUGAGCAAUGCGUGACAGGGUAUGCACUACCAAAGUGUGAUACUUGUGAUAUUGCACAUGUCGGUGAAAAGUGUGAUAUCGAUUGCGUGACUACCAAUGCUGCCUAUCGCGACCCACGUGACGGCUAUGGAGACAAUAGCGAAAUUAUACCUUUCCUCGACUGUUUAGAACGAUUUCCAAAUGGAACAGUGAUAGCCUGGUUUGGGUACGAAAACAAGAACAGCCAUAAUGUGUACAUUUUUGUUGGACCAAAUAAUCAAUUUACCAGUUCAGUCUUGCCUGAUGGCCUUAUUGGUUUUGUAAAAAGAGCAAACGGGRAUUUCCCACCGGUUAUAAUCCCAUUACCAACUAAUAAUCUUGGCCAGCCAACAAAGUUCCGUCCUGGAAGGCAUCAAUAUGUUUUCAAAACAAGAAUCGAUGAUAAAAUUCCAUUGAACUGGAUUCUUGCCUAUCCGCUUUCAAAUAAAAGGCUUACUGUCAGCGUUCAAAGCUUUAAUAUCAGCGCACGUGCUUGCAACAAUGAUGACGUCAAGGUGAACAAAUCAAUCACAAAAGACUUUAAAUCUUGUAUCUGUAAAGAUGGCUACUGGGGAAGGGCGUGCCAGAACACUUGCCCUGGAGGAUCUUACGCGCCAUGCAACCGUAACGGAUUCUGUAACAAGACUUCAGGAGAAUGCAUUUGUGACUUGAAUUGGCGUGGAAAUCAAUCUUGCAGUAAGUGUACAGAGGGCUGGUAUGGUGCCGAUUGCUCGGUUUUCCUUCAAAGAAACAACUUCACUGCAUCUGUGUUUGCUCAAGGAAAUAUAAUCACUACGGACGGAUCGAUUUACAGAUUUCUUGGCAAUGGUGAAUAUUAUCUACUAUUCUCUCCAAGUUUAUCAUUCGAAAUCCAAAUCAGAAUGACGUCCUGUUAUUCUUCGAGUUCCUGUGUWAAUGCUGUAGCGGUAAAUGCCAGUGGUAAUGUCAUUAUGAUCCACGGGAGAUAUUCUAUUACUGAAGAUGCUGUUGUUUACGUAAACGSAAAAAGAUCGCUCAAUUUGGAGGUUGAAGUCGGAAGUGAAGAAGAAAAACUGCUAUUAAGGCGCAUCUCGUAUCUUAGAUACAGACUAACCAAUCAAUAUGGAGUACGUGUURACAUUCGCUUGUAUGAUCGAUAUAUGGAUAUCCAAACGCACAUUCAAAAUGACAGCUAUUGCUUGAAUAGUGAUGGCCUUUUAGGAAGCUGUAACGCAAACUAUUUUGAUGAUUUCAAUUGCAGAGGUGGUGCCUUUGUAACUAAUAUGAACCUGACUCAGCACUACAUCCAUGAAGUCUACGGUCCUUCAUGGAGCGUGCCUAACAUCAAUAGUCUUUUUGUGUACGACAGGAAAACUUAUCGCGAGAAACAGAAACUACAAGGGGGAGGAUAUGCGCUAUUUUUCAACAAUACAGGAAUACACACUAGAGACAUCUAUAGCUUCUCCUCUUCAGAUAUUACCAUCGAACUUAUUGUGAAACUUUUUGGAGAUGAUGGAGUGAUCCUUUCUUAUGCAACAACAGAAACAUUUGCCUUAAUUGUUCAGUCCAGAAAGAUCCUCCUACAAUAUGCUGAUAAAAGUGUCGAUACUUAUAUUACUUUAGAUCUAAACACGUUCUAUCAUUUGGCUGUUGUAUGGACACGUGACUAUCAGAUUAUACAGUUUUUCUUCAUUGAAACUGAUGGUACUUUACAAAGCCGUAAUUUCCCCGUGAAAAGUGAAGUUUUUGAACCUGGAGGAGUGCUUGGGUUAGGAUACUGGGUACCAUCACCUACCGGUCACGGAAAGCCACCGUCUGCAACGUUUGUCGGCGAAAUAGACGAACUGCGUCUGUGGAACAUCAAACUCUCUAUGUCAUCAGUAUCAUCCAAUAAAAAUCGAAAUUUUGACUGUAAAAAGGUGCCAGGGCUUGCAAGUAUGUGGAAAUUUAAUGAAGGUCAAGGCAAUAUCGUAGGUGAUUGUAUAUCAGGAGUGGAUUUSGUUAUACCUCAAUCUAUUUGGCAUUCAGUUCACUGGGUCUAUUCUGAUGCUGACAUCCGAAUGUUCUCCUAUGGCACAAUUGCAGCAUACAGCCUAAGGUAUCAACAAACCCUGGAGUUUUCCGAUACUGAAAGAAAAUGCAACUACCUUCUUUAUUCCUCACAAAUGAUGAAAAACUGUAUAUUCCUGACCAAUUCGACUCUGUCAUUCUAUUACUCAUCGUGCAUGCACACAGUGAUGAGGACGGGUAGCUUGGAUGAUGCUUACUGGAUUGUGAUGGCUCUUGCUGAUAUGUGCUCAUCGAUCAUAACUAAAACAACUUGGCUUGCCUCAUCACUAUGCAAAGACGUCAASAGGCUGAACUUCCCUGAAUGGUCUGGUACAUUUUGUACUGAAUUUUGCCAAUACGGCUUACAAAGUAGCGGUAACAUCAACGACUGCCAGUGCAUGAAAGGUUUUUUCGGAAGAAACUGCUCUUCCAAAUGUCCAGGAGGCUACCUCUCUCCCUGUAACGGUUUUACAGAUACAUGUGAUCACAUCUCCGGUUACUGCCAGUGCCCUGCAACAGCAAACAUCUCAAGUGAUUGCACCGUUUGUAGCAAAGAUUGGACGUUGACAGACUGUUCUGUUGCCUACCUACGGAACUCAUCUGGCUUACGUUAUUGUCAAGGUUUUGGUUCUGGAUAUUACGUGUCCUUUGAUGGGGUGCAUUUUAAGUUCAACACUUAUGGCGAGUAUUAUAUCAUCAAUUUGCCACAACUGGCGGUGCAAAUUCGUCAAAUUCCAUGUGGUGAUUCAUUCUGCAUAUCAUCCAUAGCCGUUAAGACAACUGGAAAAUCCUUUGCAAUCCGCGCCGCUUUUAACCGCACAGGUAAACCUSUUGUAUGGAUUGAUCGACGUCGCACRUUCGAGACCCAAGUCGUUUUGGAUGGGCGAUACAUGUAUCGUAAGGUAUCCCCUGAUACUCAUGAGAUAACCAACAACUUGACAUUGCCACGUCUACAAUCGCUGAAGAUAAAGACCUCUGGCAAGUACCUUUCUUUUGAACUUCUACUUGAACAAAACCUGUGUCUGAAGAAUUCUGGUUUAUGUUCCUCGUGUGAUGACAGUCCGAGCAAUGAUCUUUCAGAUGCAACUGGGACCUACUUUUGGGGAAAUAAUGGAAGUCAGUCUAUUGUAACAUCUGUUCUAUCCAAGCGUUGGCAAGUCUCAUCUGAACAAUCUUUGUUCAUAUUCAAUACAACAUCUUAUCAUGAACAGCAACAAAUACUGUUAUCUGGGUUUUGCUUGUCGUUUGACGGAACCAAAGCAUACACAAAAAGUCUCACUGGAAUCUUUGAAAAGAAGGAAGACUUUACUAUUCAGCUAUUCGUGCUGUCAAAGAUCGUCGGGGGAACUAUUUUGUCAUAUGCCACCAAGACUACUUUUGCGAUUGUAAAUGAUAACACCAUACAGCUUUACUUUGGAAGUCAAAGAUUCGAUACUAGCGUAACUUUGAAAAAGGGAAAAUGGUACCAAAUAUCCAUCAGUUAUCAACGCAAGUUAGGCGUCCUAUCUUACCAUCAAAUCAGUGAAGGAAACGUACUUUAUACAAAGAAAUUCUUCAUUGGCAAUAGAAGCAAGUUCCCACCAGGUGGUUCACUAUGGCUUGGCACGUGGUAUAUAACAAAAGAGACCAUCCAUGGUAUUCCGGCACAACCAUUCAAAGGCAGCAUUGAUAACCUCAAGAUAUGGAGAUUCUACUUGGAUGCUGUCAAAAUCAGGAGAAGCUUUUCAAUACCUUUACAAUAUGAUACCAAUGGAAAUGCAACAAUUUGGUUGUUUGAUGAAGGAGAAGGACGUAUCGUCAAAAAUGUGGGAAACAACGAAAAUCUUAUUCUUUUACCUGAUGURCAGACGAGAAGACCAAGUUGGGAAUUUUCAUAUUCAGUUGAAAGACCUCCAUAUUUGGAUAGUACACUGAAAACAAACAAAUCUUUACUAACAAAAGCAGAAACAUUUUGCCACAAUCUGAUUUAUGAUUCUAAAAUGAUCAAUGGAUAUGGCCAGUACUUCACGAAAGCUCAGCUACUGUUCUACUAUCAAGCGUGUGUAAACACUGUGCUUGCUACAAAAGACCUUACUGCGGCCUAUUCAUCUGUGGUUAGUUUGGCUGCCCAAGUCAAGACAAGAUUUAAUUUACCCACAUCACCCGUACAGCACAUGUGUCAUAGUCUUUCACCAGGAUCACAGUGGAUCGGAUCAAACUGCAAUGUGCGUUGCGUCUUCGGGAGGGCUGAUUUUAGUAAUGGAACUGUAUGUGUUUGUGACUUUGGAUACUGGGGUUCAGACUGUGCAACAGAGUGCCCUGGUGGAGCUCUAUCUCCAUGCAGUAAUCAUGGGAAAUGUGACAUCAUUUCCGGUGACUGURAUUGUGAACUGAAUUGGAGAGGUAAGACCGAUUGCAGUACAUGUUCUCCUGGAUGGACUGGCAGUGAUUGCUCUGUAGCAGUUUCAACAGGGCACUUCCCAACUUGUUCGGGAUUUACCGGAGGUCAUUUUACAACUUUUGAUGGKGCCAAUUACAAUAUUUUUGAUGUAGGAGAGCUCUGGUUGGUAGAAAAUCCAUCAUUUAAAGCUCAGCUGCGACAGAUUCCGUGCGAAAAUGGUAUCUCUAGGUGUAUCAACGCCCUUGGGUUUGCAUAUCAAGACCUAUGGGAAGUUGUUAUAUAUGCUCCAAGAACAUCAUCUGGUCUUCCAAUCGUCUUUCUAAACAAUGUAAAAGUAGCGUUUGAGUCAACGAAUAUUCCUCUUAACGGAGGCGCAUCGUUUGGUUUCAGUUCUUCGACAGUAUUCACAAUUAAAAGCGAAAAGGUUGGACUUAUAAUACAUGUUCGRGUGUUUGAACGACGUUUAUUGUUUAACCAACGAGCAUCUUCAAUGUUAUGUAAAAGCACAAGUUCAUUAUGCGGAAACUGCGAUGGUGACAGUGGCAAUGAUAUGCGAAGUGUAUCAAGGAUUCAAAACAGCUGGCAAGUAUCGAAAGAAGAAAGUCUGUUUAGACAUGUUUUUGACGGUUAUGAACAGCAAAAUAUACCAACUGGUGCAGAGUUUGGACUCAAGUUCAGAGGUGUUGGSUUGUCCAGUAGCUUAGUACCCAAUAUUUUCACUAGUACCUAUGUCACAAUACAGCUCUGGUUCAAAUCUGAAACAUCAAAAGGUGGAGCUUURUUUACAUAUAGCAAAUACAAGUCAUUCACGUUAAUCAUGGAUAACACACUGAUCGUCCGCUGUGGGAAUGUAGUGUGGGAAACAGCAUUGCAACCCAAGAKUGAUAUCUGGAAUCAAGUAACAAUGGUGUAUUUUCGGGUUACUGGAGUACUGACUUUGUACUUGGCUACAUCCAAAGGCGUUGUAAAUCAUAAAACAACAACCUUUGAACCAGGGCUUUUUACGUCUGGCUGUAUAUUAGCAUUAGGUCAGUGGAUUCCUGGGUCUACUGAUGCAUCGAUUGCCGCUCCUCACGGAUUUGUGGGAUACUUGGAUGAAAUUCAAAUAUGGAAUAAAGAGCUCACUCUCGCAGAGGUAAAGAACAGUUGGGGGCAAAAUGUACAAAGAACUGCACAUUAUUUGGCAAUCCUUUGGAAACUCAAUGAAGGACAAGGAAGUAUUCUUAAAGACUUAGUAUCAAAUGUUAACUUGUACAUUCCUUUCGUUAYAAAUGCUCCAGUUUGGGUAUACAGCUCUGCUAGCAUCGACAUUUUGCGCAUUUCAAACGUAAUCAAGUUUAAUAAUGCAUCCCUGGAGGCGUACGCCAAAAGAUGGUGCACAGAAAAUCUUCAGACAUCUCCUGCUGGGCAAUUGUGCAAAGGAAUGGGUGUYGGGAGCAUCGAAUUCUACUAUAGAAGCUGCCUUAGAAUCAUAAACAGUUUAGGCACUGUAUCAAAUGCUUUGGAAAAURUUUUGGCGCUUUCAGAUUCCUGUCAGACAUCGUUGAAUCUAAAUGUUUGGCCUGCAAGGCAAAUGUGCAACGUUGAUGUUUUUAAGCAUUCGCGCUUUAUUACGUGGAUUGGUGCUAAUUGCGAUAUAGCGUGCUUAUUUGGUCAUUCAAGCUCCUUAUCGAAACARCAGUGCGUCUGCGACGAUUCCUUCUGGGGAAUUCACUGYAACAACGUUUGUCCUGGUGGUCCRCUAAACGCAUGUCAUAGUCAUGGACAGUGUUCAGUAGACACGGGUGACUGCAGCUGUGAGUAUAAUUGGCGUGGAAAGUCUGAUUGUAGUAUGUGUUCUCCAGGAUUUUAUGGAAAAGAUUGUUCCAUUGCCUUUAUUCCGUCGGGUCCUCAUGGAGUUGGUGGAGUUUCAGGAAAUGGCCAUUUUGUUACACUAGAUGGGCUUAAAAUCAAGAUAAAAGUAGCAGGAGAGUUUUAUGCAUUUACUUCAUCACGCUUAAAUGUCAAGGUUCAAAUAAGAUUCACCAAAMAAGGGRRGUCCAUGCGMMYUGGAUGCGYAUCUGUUCAGGUGGAACGUGCGAACAUUGCAGUUCAUACAAGUUACGGUAGUUCAGGGCAGGUUUUGGUAAAUGUCAAUGGAGAGCAAAUAAAUCCUAAGAACGAUGUCUCCCURAGUUCUUCGGGCUUUUACUUCCGACGUGUUUCGAACGACAAAUAUGUCAUUUCAGGUCCAGAGAAUUUUARACUAACACUGAAUCAGCGCGGAUCACAUAUGGGUGUUGCGUUAACCAUGGACAAGUCUGCAUUUUCAGAUGGAUUUUCCUGUGGAUUGUUGGCACAGUGGGAGCAAAAUAAUACUCGUUGUGCAGUGUUUGGGAGUGGAAAACUCAAGGACGUUUCGCUUUUGACACAAGCAAUAAUUGACGAUACUGUGAAAGACUGGAUUGUWCCUCGUAAUGAAAGCGGCUUCAAAACAGUUUUAAAAUUUGCAAAAGAACCUCACAUAAUCUCCGRUGCGGGAAGCUGUUUGCGAUUUAAUGACUCUUCGUUAAUCACACCUCCUCUAAGUGAUAUAUUCGGUGAUCUCUUCGUAGCUGUUCAGUUUUAUAUCAAAGCUAAGGACCCUAGCCAUCGUGGGGGAGUUGUUAUAUCCUUUGCACUUAACUCUACAUUAGCCUUGACCAUCAACAACACUCUUCAGAUAAUCUAUGAAUCAAAUACUUAUGACACAGAGAUAGUUCUAGAGACAUUGCAGUGGAACCAGCUUUCUUUAGUAUAUUGGAAGGUGUCCGGCGUGUUMCAAGUAUACUUGAUGUCUUCAAAUGGUACUCUUUCAUUGAGAACUAUAGAAAUUGGCUCUGGUGCCUUUCCAGCACGCUGUACAAUGGGAAUCGGUAUUUAUCAAGUCACAACGUUUGAGUUAGUAAUGCCAGGUUUCGUUGGAUGGAUUGAUGAGCUUGUGAUCUGGAAUCGACGUCUGGAUGCGAUUAUGGUACAACAAUUGUGGAAAGUAAGCMUGGAUGCCUCCAUAUCUGGGAUUACUGCUCUUUGGAAGUUCAACGAAGGCUCUGGGUAUAAAGCAAGAGAUUCCAUUGGUUCUUAUGAUAUUAGCUUGCCCAAACCACCAUGGAAAACACCAGAAUAUCAGCCAUCAGAUUUGCAAAUAUCAGGWGCAUCAACGCCAAGCAARUUAUUUCGCAAUAAGAUUCUCGAAAAUAAGGCRAAACAACUGUGCUCUAAAAUAAUGCUGUCUGGUCCUUUCAAUCAGCAAUGUGCUCAUGCUGCRGGAAAUCCUGAUUCAUUUUACCAUAAUUGCUUAGAAGAUAUUGCUGUUUCCGGAUCGUUAAAUUCAGCUAUCGAAUCAACAAUAUCAAUGUCRACGAUGUGUCAGGUAGCCCUAAACUUAACAAAGWUGCCAGGACAAAGUCUUUGUAACAUGUUUCCAGACGGUCGAUAUGAUGAUUGGGUAGGAAAGAACUGUACUACUCGAUGUUUGAAUGGCAUCUUUGUAAAAGGAAAAUGCGUCUGUGACAGUGGGUACUGGGAUUACGACUGUUCAAAGGAAUGCCCUGGUGGAGCAGCAAACCCUUGUUACGGACAUGGUUAUUGYGAUAAGCAAAGUGGAGAGUGUAUUUGUUCUUGGAAUUGGAAAGGGGACAAGCAGUGUAAAACAUGUUCGAAGGGAUGGAUCGGUCAAACAUGCUCUAUAGCGAUAUCAAAACCCACGCAGAACGUCACCCUUUCAAAAAAUGCAACUGUUGGGUGUACAGUUUUGGAGGAUGGCUUCGUGUCGGGAUUUGAUGGMUCACUUUAUAGCUUUACUACUGUCGGAGAGUAUUUAAUGAUAACAUCAUCCGAAAUCGAAGUACAGAUAAGACAAGUACCUUGUUAUGUUGGUGCAUUGUGUAUAAAUGCUAUGGCUAUGUCUUAUGAACGAUUCAAAAUCAGCGUCCAUGCACCAUACUCAAAGAAUGAGAAACCAUUGUGGUACGUGUUUGGUAAACGCUAUGAGGUUUCCACUGGAUUAUAUUUAAGCGGUAUUUCUGUAGAAAUGCGUUCUGYCAAAACCUACCAGAUUCAAGUGGAAGGCUUUUUCACCAUAACUCUUACAAUCAGUGAUAGAUAUUUCAGCCUCGAAACAAAGGCCAUCYUUGAACAAUGUAAAGGAUUUGGAGGGCUAUGUGGAUCAUGUAGUUCUGCCGUUAGUAGUAACACGUCAAGCGUCAAUGGCACAGUAAUUGAAAAGAACACUGUACUUGAAGGGCUUAAAAGACAAAAUAUGUCAUCCUCAAYGACAGUUAAUGAUUACGUCAAAAACAAGUUGAAAGUUCAACAUGAUAAAGAAAAUGACAAUUUGAUUGUGAUAGACAAAGAAAAUCACAAGGAAACUCGAAAGGUGUACGGAGGUAUCUACUGCCUAUAUUUCAACUUCUCUGCGAUAUUCUCCAACAAAGUAACCAGCUUAUUCAACAACAAUACUGUGACGAUUCAGUUACUAGCAAAGUCUUGCCGGCCAGAUAUCUGUGGUGGAGUUCUCCUUUCGUAUGCAUCAUUCGACACGUUUUACAUCAGUAACUAUAAAACAGUCCACGUUGGGAUAGGGAACACAAUUUAUGACACACAGCUGGAAACGAACACUGACGUAUGGAAUAUGAUUUCUGUUGUUGUMUUCCAAGAAAAGAUGGAGAUUUUUAUCUAUUUGACUGAUUACCUAGGAAUAGUUCGUUACAAAAGCUUCACCAUUAGGAUCUUUCCUUUUGUUGAUGGAGGRACGUUAGCAAUUGGUCUUUGGCAACCGGCAUCGGGAGCGAAAAAUACUCCMGUCAAUCACAUCUUCCGAGGCGUCAUCGAUGAAGUACGUGUUUGGGAAAGAGGCCUUGAUUAUGCCGUAAUCAAACAAAGUUGGUCAAAGAACAUAAAUUUUGAUGCACCUUCACUGACGGGACUGUGGAAAUUCAAUGAAGGAGARGGCCCGUUUGUAAAAGACUCCAUGUCGAGAAAUCAUUUAAUGUUUCCUAAAUAUCCACUGAAAGMUCCAGUAUGGAUUUUCUCAGAUGCACCGAUAGAACUGAUCGUCGGGAAGAGUCCUAAUAAGAACAAUGUGACUCUUUUAAGAAUUGCAGAASAAUCCUGCCAAAACUUCAUCUUCUCUGGAUCUAUAUUCAAUGAAUGUAAAAGAUUGGGCAAUGUAACACUACAGUUCUAUUUCCGCGCAUGCACUUCGGUAAUAUUAUCAACUGGUGACGUUUCURAGUCAAUGGACGUCAUAGUAGCAUKCUCGUCUACCUGCCAAAACACACUGAACCUUCCUUCGUGGCCUGCUAAAAGUCUUUGUAACGCCUUUCCUGGUAAGGAUUUCCCCAAUUGGAUUGGUACAAACUGCACAACACCUUGUCAAUUUGGGAAAGCUUCCGUUAAUAAUCUUGAUGUAUGUGUAUGCAAUAAGGGAUAUUUUGGAAAAAACUGUUCUGGAAUUUGCUAUGGUGGGCCAUCCAAUGCAUGCAAUCAACAUGGCACAUGUGACAACAUAACUGGAAAAUGUACUUGUGAAAUUAAUUGGCGCGGAAAUGAGAAUUGCACGAGGUGCACUAGUGGAUGGACAGGAAGUGAUUGCUCCUUUGCUGUCACACAGACAACUUCAAACAAAGACCUUCCUGUUGUAGCGAGUAUUUCAGUUCGGGGGCGUAUCACAACAUUCUCUGGCCUGAGUUUUGUGGUCAAUCUGAUUGGAGAGUACUUCCUUAUAUACUCCAGUGAUAAUACGGUACAAGUGCAAGUUAGAUUGGUUGAAUGUUAUGAGAAGUUUUCAUGUAUUCGAGCUYUGGCUGUGCGGAUAGAUAGACAUUCUAUUAUUUUCAAUGCUCCAAUAACAUCAAAUGACAGAGCAGUGAUAUGGGUGGACAAUGAACAGACUGACAUAGACAUCAAUACUCCAUCAUUGGGGAGAUAUGGCUUUACCAUCACCCGUCAGUCAUUAGAUCUUUUCGUCAUUAAAUGCCUAAAACUAUCCAUAUCUAUAAGAAUCUAUGGAAAAUAUCUGAUGAUAAUCGCAAGACCUUCGCGCAUACUUUGUCAAGAUUCGAUUGGAAUAUUUGGGGAUUGCUCCAACAACAUACUGACAUCCUUGAAAUCAUUUUCACAAACCCUAAACUGCUCAAAAUCUCCAUUAAACAUCUCCUUGGCCCAGCAAAGGAACUUCACCUCGGUAAACUUAACUUCAAUAAUGGUUCAAAGACUUUUUCAAAAGCUGAAAGUUAAGAAAUGUCAUGGGAUGUUUAUCUACGCAUACGAUGGAGUUACGGUAUACCCAGACGCAAACACUGGCUACGCUCUGUAUUUUAAUCACACCGCAGUAAUAUCGUCAGCACCGAUUGUUGACGUUUUCCGCCAUAACGAGAUUACUCUUGACUUCAUGAUAAAGAUCAGUCAACAUGGAGUUAUUAUAUCUUACUGUAAACAGAGAACAUUCUUCGUUACGAGCUUUGGGGGCAAAUUCGCCGUGGUUUGGGGAAAUGAUACUUUUAUAACGAACAUCAAAGCGGAAACAAAUGUGUGGAAUCAGAUUGUUUUGGUCUAUGUGAAGUCAACUUAUAUUCUUCACUUCUAUUGCUUUUCUUCCGAUGGUCUUACCCAAAGAAUUGACUUUGAACUGAAAUUCGGUGACAUUUUUGAGCCUGGUGGACAUUUAGCAGUUGGAGGAUGGCUUCCAUCUUUAGACAGAAGUGGACCACAAAAGACAAUCUUCUUCACAGGAUUCAUUGAUCAACUUCGUAUCUGGAAUCGCUACUUUCAUCCUGCAAUCGUACAGCAGAUUUGGAAUAGAGAGGUACGAGUGAAAACAGAUGCACUCAAGCAUGCUUGGCGAUUUAAUAAAGGACAAGGGACUGCUGCCAUUGAUGUUAUAGGCAAUAUCAACCUAGAGCUAGCGACAAAGCCUUGGCAUGUUGCAGAGUGGAAAAACUCAGACGGAAUGUUAAAAAAGUCUUUCUAUGGAGCUAAAUCCUCCUAUGAAUUUAGCAAUAGGUCAUUAGAGAUAUAUGCGCAGCAAUUUUGCCACAAAUUGUUUUUGGUUGGCACUAUAAAAGAAACGUGUGAACGUCUGGGUGAAGGUUCUAUAUCAUUUUACUAUCGCAGCUGCCUAAGGAUAAUUGCUCUUAAGACAAGCUUAAGUGCAGCCAUUGAAGUAGUGAUUGAUUUCUCAGACUACUGUCAAUCUGUCUUGAAUCUCAACGAGUGGCCUGCGAAGCCUCUUUGUAAUGACUUUGAAGGCAAAUACUUUCCUAUAUGGUUCGGACCAAAGUGCAAUGUGAUGUGUGUCAAUGGAAUCAAAAAGAACCCCAACACAUGCAUCUGCAGGAAAGGGUUUUGGGGAAAAGACUGUGCGAAAGUGUGUCAAGGCGGAGCGGCUCAUCCUUGUCACGACAAUGGCGAAUGCAGUACCUUAAGUGGAAUGUGCACUUGUAAAACAAACUGGAAGGGUACCAAGACGUGCUCUGCGUGUUCGCAAGGAUGGACGGGCCGUGAUUGUUCGAUAGCAACAUCAACAUCAAGUUCGAAUUCUGUAAUAUCUGGAAGUGGUCAAUACGGGACAUUUGAUGGAAUUAACUUCUUCCUGACAAGUUUCGGAGAGUUUACCCUUAUAGAAAAUUCAGACUUCAAUUUCACUGUCCAAAUAAGACAGGUGCCUUGCCAUCUCCGUUCUGUUUGUGUUAAUGCUAUUGCUGUGAGGUUCGCAAAUACCACAAUCGCAUUGCAUGGUCCCUUUAAAACGUCCCAGAGCGAAUCAACUAUCUGGAUAAACGGGGAUGUUGUACAGCUUACAGACCUAGUAAGACCCUUUGGAGGAGUAGCAGACCAGCUUAACAUCACAAUAGUAUCUAGGUAUCGAUACCUUAUUACAUGGAAAGAUCUCGUCAGUAUUUACAUCCGUAUUCAAGGACGUUACUUAAGUAUACAGCUGCAUCCCAAUASUGUCAUUUGCAAAAACUCAACAGGUAUUCUUGGAACAUGCGAUAAAAAUCCAAGCAACGAUUUUGUUGGAUUGAUUCAGAACUUAACACAAGCUGACCUUACCCAAGGUAUCAUUAAAAAACAAGCAAUUCUAGAAAAAGACAGUUUAUUUCAUCUGCUCAAGCAACACAACGAGAUGUCAUCACCAACAGGAGCUCGAUAUGCUCUAUUAUUCCAGAACACGGGAGCGUCCACAAGCCCUCUUAAACAUUCRGUAGCGGAAAAUGACUUGACAAUCGAGAUUAUGUUCAAACCUUUGAAACAAGGAGGCACUGUGAUAUCCUACUCAAAGCGCAAAACAUUUGCAGUCACUAUAAACGUCACUAUCAAAUURCAUUUUGGGACCUUUGUGAUAGACACUGGAAUAGCAGUGAAACUACGUUGCUGGAGCCAGAUAUCAAUUGUGUGGUACUUCAAAGACACUACAUUGCAGAUUUAUCACUUCGAUGAAGAUGGAAACGUGGUGAGACGUCGUUACAGCUUCAUGGAAAACCCCUUCCUCUCCGGUGGAAUUCUUUCACUUGGACAGUGGGAACUUUCUCCGGGCGAUACAGAAGCUCAAACCAAAUCUGUGUUUCACGGAGUUAUCGAUGAAGUGCGUAUCUGGAAAAGACUGUUUGAUCCUGUUUUAAUUCAACAAAAUAUCGGUAUGAACGUGCUACCAACUGAUCCAGGAUUAUCGGCAUUGUGGAAGCUGAAUGAAGGCGAGGGGUAUGUUGCGCGAAAUCUUGUUAAUGACGAACAUUUAAAACUAGCCCUUYCACCAUGGAAACAGCCGCUUUGGAUUUUCUCAGAUGCUCCGGUAAAACAGCAAUAUAUAUCUAACAUUCAUCCCUUCGAAGUGCAAUUUUCAUCCAAGAGUUCAGAAAAAGAAAUCAGAAGUCAUUGUUGGAAAAUAUUUUACGAAACAGAACUAUUUUCAAUAUGCAAAAGUCUUCGAGCAGAACUUGACAUGUACUUCAUGAUGUGCUUAAAAAAUGUUGCARYAUCCGGCAAUCUAGUAUCUUCCAUAAACGUUGCCAUUACAUUUKCUGAUCAUUGCCAAGCUGUACUCAAUCUUCGUUAUUGGCCGGCAAAGACAUUGUGUAACAUUGUAAGUAAUUAUUCCUUCCCCGAUUGGAUUGGUGACCGAUGUGAAACAAAGUGCGUUUUUGGGACAGCCGAUCAGUCCCAUGGAAGCUCUUGCAAAUGUWUKUCGGGCUUCUGGGGAGAGGAAUGUAACCACGUUUGUCCYGGAGGAAUAGUGCACCCAUGUGGAGGCCAUGGAAGAUGUGACAGCCGAACUGGAGCAUGCUCUUGUGAUGUAAAUUGGAGUGGAAGCCUCAACUGUUCUUCGUGUGCCAUCGGUUGGUAUGGAGCCAAAUGUCAGUAUUCAGUCAGCUAUGUUGUUGUAAGCAAAAAUCAAACUAUUGCAGUUGCUUCCGUUUUGGGYCCAGGAUAUUUCUUUGGAUUUGAUGGAAUUGGAUUCAGUUUGGAAACAUAUGGAGAAUUCUACAUAACUAGAUCUAYCRUCGACAACUUUGCUGUACAAGUGCGUCAAAGUGUUUGUGUUACAGGUGAAAAAUAUCACAAUCUAUGUACGACUGGCCUAGCUGUACGAUUUAGAAAUGUUAAGAUUGUUUUGCGGGCGUCCAUAAYAGCCAUUCAUGACUCACGCAAUGCAAUCCUAGUGUGGCUGAACAACAAGCUCAUCGUUGUAAACCAUGUAACUCAACUGUCGGCGUAUUUUGUGUUAACUCGCACAUCAAGCGUCACUUAUUCCAUCCACGGUCCAAACAGCAUUAGAUUUGAUUUAAAAGUCGGUCAGAGUCUCUCAUUUACCUGUAACAUCCCACGUCUGUAUUGCUUAAAUGCGUCUGGCUUGCUAGGAUCAUGCGCGUUACCACCAGUUACGUCUCUUAAUGGUACCGAUUUUGACAGCCAAAUUCAAGAACGGCAACAGAAAUCUUCUGUAUCUUACUCUGAUACACUCUUCGUGUACACGUUCAAACAUUUUACCGAGCCUCGCGUGUUAACAGGAGGUGGACUUAGCCUAGUCUUCACGGAUAGCUUCGCACUAUCGAAUCCCUUGAAUUUACAAGAUAUCCCCGUACUUACUGURGAGUUAUUGGUGAAAAUCAAAAUGUACGGAGGAGUCAUACUAUCAUACUCAAAMGACAAUACAUUUGCUUUGAUCAGUUAUAACGAACUGAUUAUCAGAUAUCGAGGUUAUGACUAUGACACGGGGAUUUCAUUAGACAUUGGAUAUUGGCAUCAAAUUUCAUUGGUUUUCAUACAGUCUUUAGGAACAGUAAAAAUCUAUGUGUUUGACAAAAAUGGCGUUGUUAAAAUUCGAGUUAUGCAACUAGACAAAGAAAUUUGGAAAAGAGGUGGCAUUCUUGCGUUUGGGCAAUGGAUUUCGUCAAAGGACGGUAGCAAACCACCAUCAUCAAAUUUCCAUGGCACAAUUGACGAAGUAAGAAUUUGGAAGAGAGUAUCUAACCCAGAUCUUGUGAAAAGCACCUGGAGAUUAAAUGUUCAGCCAACGGAAUACCAAGAUCUUUUGCACCUGUGGAAAAUGAAUCAAGUACAAGGCGGUGUGGUGUUCGAUCUUGUAGGAAAAAAUAACCUCUUGUUAAAGAAAUUCCACCGACCAAAAUGGCAGUUUUCAGAUGCAAAUGUCUCACUACCUGAUCUAUCAGUACUCACGACAACAGGUGUUUUCAAAGAGAAAGMAACGUCAUUCUGCUUUUCCCUUUUAUUGAAGGGACCGCUCUUUGACAAGUGCGAACUACUCGGGAAACAAAUAGCUGACUUCUAUUACAAGGCCUGUCUGCGCGAAACAAGUAUAUUUAUGGACRUCAAUGCAGCUAUCAACUCAGUGAUAUCCUUUGCGGAUUAUUGUCAAAAUGCACUGCAACUUCCCACGUGGCCUGCAAAGGAACUAUGCAACUUUUUUUCAAAUGAAAGAUUUCCAUACUGGAUUGGUGAGCGGUGUGAUGUUAAAUGCUUCUUCGGAUACUCUGUUCCUUCUCCAAAUGAUACAAAUGAGAUUGAGUGUAAAUGUGAAAGCGGUUACUGGGGAGAACAUUGCGAAAACGUAUGUCCUGGCGGACUUUUUAAUGUGUGCAGUGGACAUGGAACGUGUAAUUCAGUCAAUGGAACAUGUACUUGUGAGCCACAAUGGAGUAGUGAUAAUAACGAGGAAUCAUCAGAGUUACCUUGUUCAAAGUGCUCAGACGGCUGGUCAGGUGCGGAUUGCGACGUUGCAUUCACAACUAAURUUUCUAAAACUGGCAUGACAAUAGGCUUUGGAGAUCCACAUGUCACUACAAUUACUGGUGUAAGCUACAACAUAGAGACUGCAGGAGCGUUUUUAUUUCUCAAUACAACUCAGGUWACUGCUCAGAUACUUCAAAUCCCAUGCAACAACAGGUURUCCUGUAGACGAAUUUCAGAGCUAGCUCUAAGAACAACUAGAUUUUUGCUGACAGUGAGAUGCCCCGACUUAGCCGAAAUUGAUGCGAUGGUGAAAGACUUACAAACUGGAAGAACAUURCCACUUGACCGUGAAAAGUCAUGGGUAUCGUUUACUUCUGAUGAGGAGAACUCUCGCUACCGCUGGCCAACUCCCAAUAUUCUAGAAAUGGUUUUACCUAAUAAUGAAAAAGCGACUUUAUUGUUUUACAAUGGAACAAUAGGAACUGCGAUUGAAACACUGCGUUCGGAAAAUAACGACUCUCUUGGAUUAGGCGGAAAAGCGACAGGCAAUUGGAUAACGUCAUUGCAAAGUUUUGAAGGGGCCAACACCUCCAAACUAUUGACUCAGGAUCUAUUAGAAAAUAAUUGUACAUCAAACGCAAGACUAAGUGAUGAAGACAACCUACUGAGAAAUAACUUUUCAAACCAUGCUUUUGAUGGAGCAGGGUUUAUGCUUGGGUUUACUCGUGGAUAUUUGUACAGUCGCAAAUUAAAACAUUUCCCUCUCUUGGAUGAAUUUACUCUAGAAUUGUGGAUAUGCUUUGUUAAUGAUGAUUCUUCAGUUGAACUUUGUUCUGUGACGAGGAAACAAGAAAACAGAACAAAMACACCAAUAUCUGGCGAACGUGCACUGUUCUCUACUACAAACGCUAAAGAAAACACGGAGUUUUCCAUUGCUUAUGAUAACUUUGGCUUUAAAGUGAAAUGGAACGAUCAAACCUUGAACACUAAUUUGACUAUGCUCGAAGGAGUUUGGACACACCUUUCGGUAACAUGGAGAAAUAACGAUGGACGUUUAGAGAUAUUUUCCAACUCUUCUUCGUUUAAUGAUAACUUCACUGUUUAUGGUGUUCAAAUGGGUCAUAAACUGGACUUAAGAGACACAUCAGCUUUUGGUAAAUACCUUAGAGGAUCGUCAUUUGUAGAAGGAUAUGAUCUUCAUGGGGCAUUAGACGAAAUACGUCUGUGGCAAUAUGCAAGAACMGAGCAAGAAAUUUCAUCUUUAAGACACUCCAAAUUUGAUUACUUCAUCRAAGGUCUGCUUCUUAGUAUGCCACUGGACCAAGGAUAUGGAAAGUCAAUAGAUGCUUGGAAAUACCCUUACCUAAAUACCCGUAUGGCUGAUAUUAAUAUAACAAACCUAGCUCAAAAUAAGACCAAGGUUCAGUUUUAUAUGAACGAAGAAGGUGAAGCACCCAGAUGGUUACCAUCGGGAGUGAAGACUACACCCCCUAGCAACCACACCUUGGCCUUUUAUAACAACAGUCUGGAARAAGAAGGUCGAAAAAUCUGUCAAAAGUGGUUUUACACAGGCAAUGUACAGAUGCUCUGUAGCUCUAAGCUGGUUUCCCAGGCUCAGUUCUAUUAUGAAGCCUGCCUCGCGGACAUAGCGGACGGAGGUUCAAUCGCACAUCACAAAUUGUCAAUCAGUUUGUUUGGCUUUUAYUGUCACAAAGUUCUUGGUGUCGAAAAGUGUAAGCUCCAUGGAACGUACGAUGCUUUCCCACCAUGCUUUACCGAGGACCGUCGUGACGUCGACUUCCCGAUAGUGAUUAUUACUAUARYGACAGUAGUGGUCGUUGUAGUUGUCAUYYUUUGCUGUUGUUUCAUUUGUUGCURUAUGAGAAGGAGAAAGAGAAAAAGGAAGCCAAAUAAGGCUCAAAAAGAAGCUGGUUACUUAGAUGAAACCGAAGGGACAAUGUAUGCUAUGUAUUCAGCAGAUGAACCCGGAGAUAUGGGUAUGAAAGCCAUGUUGAAAGACAAAAAGAAAAAAGGUACAAUCCAAGGAGACACAAAUAAAAUUCUCGAAAUGUAUGGUGGCGGUGAUGAAGAACAAGAAGAAACCGUCGUGUAGUCACAGCUUAAAUAAUUCUUAAAAUAGAAACAGAAAUCUUAAAAUAGAAUAGGAAUACCUUCAAUCCUUUUAAGAAUAUGAUKGAGAAAAAUGUGAUUUUUUUUACUCGCUGAAGUAGAUUUGAAAUUGACUUUGCAACUGCAACUGUGGCAGUCCCAAGGGAUUAGGGUCUAGAAAUAUAGUUAAUAGAAAAAAAGCUUUUAUUUUUCAAAAUGAAUAUUCAGUUUUUAUAACCGACUAAUAUUAAAACACAACUCCACAAUUUUUAGAUAGAUUAUUAAAACACAACUCUACAAUAUAAAAAUAAUAUUAAAACAAUAUAAUAUUAAAACACAACUCUACAAUUUUUAGAUAGAUUAUUUUACUUUAAAAAGUACAAUAAUAAGCAUAUAUACCUGAAUAGUAGAGUACAGGGACAGACGAUUAGUAUUUCAACACUUUCAUAAGACUUGUAGAUUGUCGUGUGUGAUUUCUACUGAUUGAUGAUGCUUCUUUUAUUACAAAAACAAUUGCUUGAUAUAAAAAACGUUUUAAUAGUGUGUGAAUAAAUGAAAUUUUAUUUCAA